Messenger RNA from Xyrichtys novacula (pearly razorfish), 48960 nucleotides. The record is from the annotation of a GenBank genome assembly. Lineage: Eukaryota; Metazoa; Chordata; Actinopteri; Labriformes; Labridae.
GGGUACACGGAGCGCAAGUUAACAGCGGUGCGGCUCGCGCUCACUCAGCCAACUACAGUCACAGACUAAAACCUUUUACAGUCCCUUUUAUUUCAGAUCCUCCUUUUUUAAGAUCAUUUCGUUAAAAAGCAGAAACAGUCAACUUCGUUUCCAGUCGCUGGAAGGACAGAGGACUUGUUUCCAAAGCUGAACGAAGCAGGCAGUAUUUUCAUGUUGAAAGUUGGAUUAUACUAACGGAGCCGCUCACUCUGAGAGGAAAUACAAUCUAGCAGAUGCUGCUCAGAAGAUGAGCAGAAGUGGAGGACGGAUUGGACACACAAGAGGAAUCCCUGGCUGUCAUCGGUAAAUACAAUAUUUUUAUAUUUCUAGCUGUUCGAUAAAAUUCACACGUUUUCUCAUGAACCAAAAUACAAUGACUUAACCUGAAAACAAAACAAAAAAACAGACGAACUAAAUCCAUCAAGCUCAAAAUUAACAUCGACUCAACAUUUCUAUUUAUACUCUCAUAACAAUCAGCUGUCAAGCUUAUAUUUAGAUCCACAGACGAGUUGUUGUCAAUUAUUUUAAGCUUGUGAUGUUUCCUGAUUUACAGGUUGGGGGAAAAAGUUCAAUAUCUAUAACAAAACAAAACAAACAAAAAAAGGCUUUUUUCUUUGUCCUCUGUCUGUGAUGUGUUAAUAUCCAAGUGUGUUAAUAUCUAAGUGGAUGUCAAGGUAAUGUGACUCUGGUAAUUUACAGUUUCUUAAGCAGAAAGGUCAGUGUUACAGUUCAUCUAACCCUUAGCCCUCUGGUAAAAUCAGACACUUGUUCAUUAAUUUGACGAAAUUGCUGCAUUAACUAAAUUUCUCUUUUCUACUUAACCUGGUGAUGCAGACAGGUGUCAGGUGUAACCGGCCAUAAAAUGACCCAGGUCAAACCCAGGCACAGUGAAGUAUUCGAUUUGUUUUUGCAAAUUUGUUUUUGUUGCGUUUCACUUGUUAUGUAUUUCUUGAAUUAGGUAACUGCAUAAUGUUAUAAUAAGACCCACAGUGAACUCAUCAGACCACUCUGUCUCAAUUAAACUGAAUUCCAGCUGGGACUGGAAUAAAUAAAUUCAUUCUUCAGACAGAAACAAGACACCCCGAACUUAAUUAAAGCUUCUGGAAAAACAACAAUUAUUUCAACGACUAAUUUGUCUGUUUUACCCUCUUGCAAAGAAAAUCAUUUCCGUCACAGCGCCUCACCUGAGGCCAAGACGGUUACAAACUUUAAAACUCUUCACAAGUAAUCCUCUUCUCAUAUGUAUAGAUCUGGAAUGUAUUGAUUAAUUAUUUCAUUCGAUAACAGCAAUACAACUAUUGGCUUCCCAUUCUGCACAUGAAAGAAAAACAGAUACAGGAGUGAAUACAAAGUAAGUGUUUGGAGAGUUAAUUGUCCAGCUGUGAUCCUAAUUAGACCCACAUGGGCAGCAUCACGUAAUAGCGGGAUAACCACAUGUGGCCUCUUGGUCCCUCCUGCUGCUUCUUAACUUGACGGUAAAGAGUGUGGCUAAUAAACAGGCUAACUGGUAAACACCUGUCACAUAACUAAACAAACAUAUUCAUUACUACCACUGCACAUCUGCUGGUGACAUAAGAGAUGCAAGCUUGUUCUUGGAGCAGAGGGAUCAGCCGUGUAGUGCUUGCAGGUGCACAGCACAUGAAUGAGCAAUGUUUCGCUCUAUGUGGUCCCCGGUGGUCAUUUGAAAACAUUAGUGGGCGGCUCAGGUGCUUCAAUGCAUACAAAACACAUAUUAAUGCAUUUUUGUGACACAUAAAGUCAUCUUCUGCUUUUUAAGUGCUUCUCUGAUCAGCUGGGUGAACAUGUCUGGUCAAGAUUAUCAUGAUAAGUGUGGCUGAAUGAAGCAAAAUGAUAAUAUGAGGUCAGCGUUUGCAUUUUGAAAUGUCCUAUAUAAUUAUUCGCCGCUCAUAUGCAUGCGAUACGUCGUGCAUUGCUAAAUGGCCUGACGGAGAUCUGGGCUCGAGGGGUUAUAACUGAAAGCAGAGAGCGCUUUCUGAUCUUUUUUUCCCCUAUGGAGUAUGAAAGUACUGUGCGCCAUAUGAGACUGUUCAGCUGCAGCCUGCAGAGGAUUGUCAGAGAAGAAGAAGAAGAGAGGAGCUGUCCUAUUGUUUCAAAGCUCUAUCAGCUCUGAAGGAAGAUUUUAUUUUUAUCUCAUAGAAAGCUGCACUCUUAUUUAAUAACUUUGUUCUCUAUGCCUGUGUAAUGUUGGUAUCAUAAAGUCUGAUGUCAGCUUUGAUUUGUCAUGUGUGUUCAUGAGGUUGGAAACUCUGGCUUAAGUAUUCGUCUGCCUCACUGUCCACAAAUGCGCAAAAAGCUCCACAGACGCCAUUAAUUUAACGGUCAUCUUUGAUAUAUUGUAAUAUUUAUACCACAUGUGAGUGUCGUAGAUUUGUGCUUUGUCAGUGUGAGGCUCUGUGGCUCCAAAGCGAGAUAUUAAUGUACUUAUAUAGUAGUAGUCUGAGCGGUGAGCCAGAGUUAAGUAAUGAUCUGCUUACAGCCCACUUAUGGUACACACGGCAUAUCUUGUCUUGAUGCUUUACAACUCCAGCUUAGAGACAACUUUCUUGUGGCUUUGACUGAGUAGAUGUUAAAUUCAUGUAGAACAACAGGACGGCUGCUUCACUAUUGAAUUAUCAGAACAAUUAAAGGGAUAUUCCGGCGUAAGAUUGAGUUAGAGUCAAACACACUGUAACACAGAGUUACAGGCAAAACCCACAGAAUCCGUCCGGCUCUGCAGCGGAUCGGCCCCGACUUUAAUGUAUAUUCAAAAUACAUUAAAGUCAAUACACUGAACUGUUCUUAACUUGAUAAUAGGAGAGGCCAGGGUUGUGGGAUGUGGGAGUUUUAUGUACACCGAUCGGCGGAUCUCAUUCUAUGACUCCCCGGGAAACACGUGAGAGCUCAUGAGAUCUCGUCCAGUCUCGCGAGAAAUAUCGGUAAUCUCUCGAGCGCUUCUCCUCAGAUAGCGGUUGUGGAUCAGAUCUGCCUGCUGGUCCAGUCCAGAGCGGAACCUAUCCGGAUCUAGUGGGAUUUCUGGGUAAGACACCUUGUCAAGAGAUGAACAUUGCCGACCGCUUGCUUGUCUAGUUAUAGCAACUUGAUUAAAGAACGCACGAUAGUAAUACAGAGAGCCACAUGCUCAACCAAAAAGCCACUCUAUAGCAACAAAUAAUGCUCAGAACAGCACCUAACUUCAUCAACAGUACAUAUAGGGUCCCAGCCAUAGUACUACCCACCAAACAUCUAUUUAACUUUGCCCGAUUUCUUUAGCAAAGAGACUAAACACAACUCACCUACUCUCUUCCAGCAGCCACUUAUCAUGCAGUCGUUACUAAAGUUGGUAUAACUAGAGAGACAAGCGCUCUGCAUUAUUCAUCUCUUGAGGGGGUGUCUAACUCGGUAUUACGUUGUGUUUGACCCUAACUUUAUUUUACGUUGGAAUAUCCCUUUAAAUCUUCUGAUUUCAAUCUGAAGGGAGUCGAGUGGAACGGAUCUGCCCAUGUCAUAGACUUCCUGUCGCAAGAAAGUUAAUUUUGACAACUCAUGAGGGAAUUUGAUCAGAAUUACUGAGCUGGGCAGAUGACUAACAAGACUUAUAUAACAUUGUUCAGAGCUGUUUAGAGAAGAGCAUCAUUAUGAACCAAGUGAACUCGCUGUGUCAUGGGCUAAAUGUAACAUAAUGAUGAUUGCCCUGAGUGAUCCGAAGAGGGCCAUAGAAGAGCCAUGAAAGUGCGGUCCAUUUACCUACAGCUGAAUGAAUAUAUAUAAAUAAAUAGAAUAACAAAACAGUCAGCCAUUAAAACAGUAUUUUUAGUGUAGGGAGCAGAUGAUAAGACGGUGAUCUUCUUUGAAGCUACACUCAGCCAUGCCUUCCAAAUAAACAGACGUAAAUCAGCACUCCGGCUGCAAAACCCUUCAGGGCCUUCCUUGUCCACAAACAUUUGCUUUUCCUGUUCAUCUCUGAUCCAUUACAGACCGAGUCUAGUGCUAGAUAAUCAAUCUGCCCGGACAUCAAACAUACUGUCUGUAAACAUACAGUUAAUCUGUUGAAGACUGUUCGAGGAGGAAACAUCAAAGGAAGAGGGACCAACCUGUUCUCCUUCAGGUUGUCAAAAACCAGAACUGUGUCAAGCCCGUUUGUUACAAGAUACUGUUCAUCUGCAUGAGGGGACCUUCAGCACCAGUACCUCCAAUGUAUGCUGUUUGACAUGCUCAAAGCAGGCAUUCAUUAUAUCUGACAGUCCAUUAGGCAGCUUCGUUGAAAGACUGACAAUGUCGUGGCGAGGGUUAGGAUCAUAGGAAGACUUCACCUAGGAGACUAGAGUUGGAGGCAGUGAUUCGUGCAAUCCAUUCACACAGUGGAAUAAAGACUGCCAAAGAGAUAAGCUAAGAAGAUAAAGCCUAAAGAUGCUAAAAAGAGAUUAAUAGAUGGAUAAUGUGUCUCUACUUCCCUGGUUCCAUUAAAAGCAAAAAUACUCCUCACUGCAGGCGCUGACAUCUGGCACAUUUGGAGUCUGGCUAAAGGAGGUCAGCUGGUGAAGCUACGAUAACUAAAACACAUGUUCUACUUGCAGAUAAAACUGAGAAGAGCUCUCGGAUCAGGCUCCGCUUCUUGUGUCGGAUAGAAGUGGAGUCUCAGAAAGGAGAACUGUGACUUUAUGGUGUGAGCUUAAAGGGAUACUCCGGUGUAAAAUUAAUUUAGGGUCAAACACACCCAAACACCAAGUUAGACACCCCCUCGAGAGAUGAAUGCUGCCGACCGCUUGCUUCUCUGGUUAUACCAACUUUAGUAACGACUGCAGGAUAGCAAUACAGAAAGCUACGUGCUCAACCAAAACGCCACUCUACAGCCACAAAUAAUGCUCAGAACAGCACCUAACUUCAUCAGCACUAGCCGUCAAACAUCUUUUAAGACUGAGGCGGGGUCACGCAGCUCAAGGAAGAACAUUUAUGAUCAUUUCUUCAUGGAAAUGCAAUCAGACAGAGACGCUAAGGCAGAAGAACUACCGCGUCCGUAGUGAAAAAUGAUUAAUAUGGAGAUAAUUACUUUAAGGAAAUAAUAAAAAAUCAUCAAUAUUCCUCCUUGAGCUGAUUCUUCCCCCCGCCUCAGUCGAUGAUGGACUGGUUGAGGUCUCGCUACAAACAAGCGGCUGCUGGAAGAGAGUGGGUGAGUUGUGUUUAGUCUCUUUGCUAGAGAAAUUAGUCAAAGUAAAAAGAUGUUUGGUGGCUAGUGCUGUGACUAUGACCCUUUAUCUACUGUUGAUGAAGUUAGGUGCUGUUCUGAGCAUUAUGUGUGGCUAUAGAGUGGCGUUUUGGUUGAGGUUUGUUUAUGGCUCCUCAGACUGCUGUGUAUUGCUAUCGUGCGGUCGAUACUAAAGUUGGUAUAACUAGAGAAGCAAGCGGUCGUUGUUUUGGCUUUAUUAUUGGGGAACUGUUGUGCUGUCUGUCUUUUCGUACAGCUUGAGGGCGUUGCAUUGUGUUGUUUUUUGUUGCUGCAGCAAAGUUGAAUUGACUUUCAGAGCACGUUUCCCAGGCAUUGUUGGAGACAUUUCAUCUGACACCAGUUGCAUUGCCCUUUUUAAGUCAUGCUCUUAGGAAAGAUCAUGAAGUUAUCAGUGCUUCAAGGAGAGGAAGCUUUUUUAUCUCACAUGAAUGCUUUUGUCUGCUCACUGAUGAUAUAGUGCAGCAUAUAACAGACACUCUGCAGGAUUGAGGUUAAAGAGAGGUGAACGGGAGAGAGACUUGCAGCUUCAGAGAAGAAGGAGAGGGAGGACAGGAUCACAAAACUUGUGUCUCUGCUUUUCGCGGUUUGCUGACUAUGAGUCAUCAAACAAUGAGAGCGAAAGAGAAACUGAAGAUGAGAGGAAAAAAAAAACACAAAGGCUUUUUCCAAUUCUUCAUUUACGCCCUUAUUUUCUAUUUCAACAGCACCAAAAAGAGUAAAAGACAAAAGUGCAUCAACAAGAGACAACAAUCAAAAGGGUCUAAUGAGAUGGGCCUGCAGAGCAAACAAAAGAAACCAAGCUAAAGAGAGAUAAUGAGGUGAUCCUGCUUUGUUUGACGGCGUGUGUUGGUGCUAUGGACAGGUGUGAGAAAGGGGAAUAGGUGUCAGCACCUAUCAGGCGAGUCCUGAUGUCCUGUAAGGGUCUACAUGCUCCAAUUCAAACAUACCUCCACAAGGGACCCGGGAGAGCUAAGAAUAGCUUCCACUACAAAGAGCUGUCACUGUGGAUUGUGAGGGUCCAUCUAGAUAUCCCCUAAGCCCCCCUCAGAGCUGUGUGUCAUACAGCUCGUAACACUGCAUGUCCAGAAGCUCAAACACACAGUAUGUGUUGUGCAAAUUUAAAAUACUGAAUGUGAAACACGUACAUUUCCCCUUUUCAUUGUCAUGUUAGUUUGUAUAGAUAUGCACGAUUGAAAAGGAAAGUUCUGAACCAAUCCGCUCCUGCAGAGUGAGAGGAAAUAGAUACAGCUUAUCAAAUAGACAUCGACUCCCGUGUCGCUGUAAGCUACAAUUUUCUUGGGUUAUUUGCCUCUCUUAUACUCUCGAGCACACACAGGGUUAAACGGAUAACGGAGGUAAUGAAAUCUUCCCAAGUGCACCUUAACAGUCUGCCAAAGCAGCUGUCACGUUUAAUGAAACCUCUUUACCUACAGAGAGAAUUGCAUCAGUGAUUUGUUUCCUAUUUGUUCUUUACAGACUAGAUACGCUUAUUCAAGCACUGGAAACCUGUUCUCAGGUGUGGAUUGUGGUCACCUUAUAUGUUUUUAGUGUCAGUAGAGAGGUCCUGGAACGAUUUUCACUCGCCUGAUAUCAAAAAUUAGGGCUGGGCGAUAUGGCCUCAAAUCAAUAUCCUGAUAUAUUGAGCAGUUCACCUUGAUAGCGAUAAAUGGACGAUAACUACUCCACCAGCUACUCACCCCCUCCAACAUUAACUUUGUCUACUUCAGCCGCCGCUGCAACUUUUGAACCGUCCUCCAUCUUCUUACAUGUCUUUCCCUCUUUUUACGGACUGGAUGGGGUGGAGUCACGUCUUCAACGUAGGACAGCAUCUUAAAGAGACAUGAGACAAUAGCUUACCUACACACAUCCAAAACCAACCUUUAUUUAUUUAUUUUGACACUGAUAUAUAUUGACAUGGGCAAAAUGAUGUUGGUUAUUGUCCUAAAUUUCACUAUCUGUAAAUUUUCGGUUUAUUGCCCAGCCCUAUAAAAAAUUCAAACUUGUGUGCUGGUAGAAACAAAUGACCAAUCUAUUGAUACAUGUUGUUGUGUUACAGCUGCAGAUUUGUGCCUUUCGAAAAAUUAGUAGACUCUAAAUAUAAUAAAAAGGCUUUCGGACUUCCACCCUUUCACAUGGAUUGUAGUGAGGAUAACAGCCACGUUCAGGACAGUGGUUAGCUGGUGCACUUCAGUUUCAGGGGAUGAGGCCACAGUGAUUUCUGCUCAUUUCUUUUCCUUCCCUGUCUCUGUACAAAGUGGACACACUGAAGAGUUUUUUGACCACCUUACACCAAAUGAUCAACCUCACCCCAUCUCACGUGAUUUUAUCCAGAAUUCUCCGCUUAUUGAAGGCUGAAGCAUUGCAUGUUGUUAUACCAAUGCUGUUUUAAAAUUAAAAUAACUGCUCUUCCUUAAAAUAUAAACCUUACACAAUUUUGUGGUGUCCUUUCUGCUCUUUCAGUUUUGUUGCAAAUAAAUUCAUGAAGGCAAAGAAAUUCAACUUGCUGUGUAAGCUAUUGUUUCAGAUCAGUGAAGCAGAAUUGUAAGAAGUUAGGAGCAGAUCUUAUUCUUGCAUUUCCCUCUCGGCUCAUCUGAGCAGUAUCCCUGCUCUCGGGUCUCUGGGUAGCGUCUUUUGCCUUUCCUCCUUGUUGUCUGCUCAGGACCAGUAUCAGAUAUAAAGUGGAGCACAUUCCAUCACUUACUGGGUGGCUGCCAACAGCUUACCUUCCUGCCCCCGCGAACAAAUCCAGACAAUGUUUUGAUGUUGCCUGCUCUGCGGGAAAAUGACAAGAUUAAUCACUCUGACCGGCUGAAAGAGCCGUACGUGCCCUCAUGGUGGACAGGCUCAAUUGUUUCUGCAAGGCUGCUCAAUAGGAAUCAGCUCCUGGGCUUUCUCUUUUUCAGUAAUUGUUACUAAAGGGUUUUUUUAUAGCAGCAGGACGAUGAGUGGAUGUCUUGCCACAGUCAGAAAUCAGUUCUGGAACUUCUGGAAGAAUGUUAUUUAUAUUACCAGGGCUGAAAGUAAGCCGGUACACAGCGGUACGCCAUACCAGGAAGACUUAAAAAGCAGCCGGUACGCAGCGGUACACAAACUUUCACCCCUGCAAAAUAUGUAGGCUACAUUAGCUUACCGUGUUUCCGCAUGUCUGUCUGCAUUCAUUGUAACCGUAGUAAUCCAAUAGGAACAUGCUGCUUGUGAGUGAGUCAUAUUCGCUUCCGCAAAGAAACAAACUCCAGCGCUCAGUGCGCACUUUUGAUUGGACGCUGGUUGCCUAGGCGCUGGGGACGAAGGGAACUUUUAAACAGACAGCUGAUUCACCGGGACAGCACGUACGCAUUUCAACCUUCCAAUCCAGGAGCGCGGACAAUCUGUAGUUUUUAAAUCAUUUCCGGAGUCGUGGCGAAUCAAAUCAUCACACCUGUCUGCCUCUGAUAGGCUAAUAAAGCGAUCGGAUUCAUGCCCGGAUCUUGCUACGUGCUUCGUGAGGAAAGUAAACAAUGAUGGAGGCAGAGAGCAGCUUCAGAGGAGAAACAUCCAGCAGGGUGAACAACCUCUUCAUAUUGAGUGUUUUGGUUCACACUAUCGGCGAUUUCUGUGAGUGUUGCAUGACUUUGGGUGAGCACAGACAUGAACACACUGUCAGCCACGUAUUUAUUUAUUUAUUUAAACUUAGAGCUGCUUUUGUACUGGCACUACACUGGGGCAGCUGCAUACCCUUUUAACAUUUUUUUUAUAUUUACUGCCACUUGUUUUACAGAAAGCAAAUAGUUUGUUAUUCUCCAGUGCGGAGCCUUUACUUUUAUUCAAACAGCCGCUUUAUUUCAUCUGAGUUUGUUUGUUCAAGGUUUUCAAUAAUGUGAUGAAGGUUCAGAAAAAUAAAAGAUACUUAUCUUAAAAGCUACAUGUAUAAGCUCUAAACGAUAUAAAUGUUUUAUCAACAGAUCCUGUCCUGCAAUCCAUACAAGGGCAGCAUAGAUAGUGAGUGCAUCUCUGAGUCUUUAAAGGGGACAAAGAAAAAACACGAGCGGCGGUGAUGUUGGCGUCUGGAUUUGCAGAAAAAAAUGUUCACGGUUAGGGUUUAGGAUGUAACUUUUCAAUCAAAGCGGCGCAGAAGCUACAGCUUAAUAAACUGUAAACUGUUCGAGCCCUUGUCCCUGCAAGGAAAAGACAACUGUGAUAGAGUGGGAAAAGUGUGAUAGAAAGGGAGGGCAGCUUGUCACUUAAUUCGUGAGGUCUAUCACUUGCCGGAUGCUCUCUGCUGAAGUGAUGACUGCCGCUGAAAUCUCCUCAAACUGAAUUUAAACCACCCUGAAAGUUACAUCAUGCUGUGCCGUCAUCCACUGUGAUUAACUCUGAUUGACAGCACCUGUAGUGAGAGGGGGGUGCUGGGUUUUUGUAACGGAUUACAAACAUGCGUGUAAAUCUGUAAGUAAUUAUGAGACAAAUCAGAGAGAAAGGCAUUAAUAUUUAAAUACUUAUUUAAGCCGAUAAAGCAGUGAAGCGUAAACUUAAUUUAUGUUAUGAUUACUCCUGCUGGCUUUGUUUUUGUGAUUGUUAAACAUUCAUUUAACACAUGAAGUGCUGUCACUCUGUAAUACGUUGUAAAGAGGUUGUGGUCAUUACUGUGAGACCAUUACUGUGAGUCUUGUUUGUAUUAGCUGGCAACACCAGCCUGCACUUGGAUGUUAAUCUUGGUUCAUGUUAUUUCAAAAGCUGUGGACUUAUCUGCAGCUUCCACACACUCAGUGCUGUGUUUGCCCCACAUUAAGCAAAAAGUGGGUCUGUUUGUUGAAGGCAAAUAACAAAAAGCCAAAGUGCACAAAGGAGCCCCAUCAGUCACUGAUUUAUCCAAAAAAAAAGCUUGUUUUUUUUCCCUCUGUGACUAUAACAAGUGAGGAACGGAGCGCUGAAAUCACAGAGCAUGGUUUCCUUCCAGUUGAUUUUGGUGGCAUACAGCAUAUCCUACGCAUGUGACCUCCUCUCUUUUAUUCACAGUAUUUGUUUGGUUGGACAUGAGCGAAUACAAAUGGCUCAUUUAUGCUCUGUGUUAUAUGCAUAUGAAUGGAUGAAGCCCUCUGCCCCUACUUUGCAGUCAUGGCAUCUGUAAUAGUUUUUGGAAGCCUACACUGUUGCAGGACCACUGGAAAUUGUAGGGGCAGGGUUAUGUUCAAUAGUUAAAUUAUUCAAGGUUGAAGAGUAGAGGAACUUUUAGAGGGAAAUUGCACAGCUUGGUUUGAAACUAGGGUUGGGCGGUAUCCAAAUUUUGAUGCUUACAUACCGUCUCCACAUUUUACUGCGGUAUACGGUAUUACCAUGACUUAAGGCUUAGACAUUAUCACCAAACUGUUGGCUUGUGCCUACACCGUUCAGAAACUGAAUACCAAACACUAAUAAUGAAACAAUAACAAACUUUCAAGGAGUUACAGUAUUGAGAAGCUAUGUAGCGCUCUGCCAAUACUUCCUGUGUUUUGCAACGACUGCCUACCUCAAGUGGUUACGACUACCAUAGUAAACCCUACACAGGUGCAUGCCAAACUCUCAGCUUUCUAACACUAUUGAAAUUUUUCUGAUCAGACAAACUUUGACAGAGUUACUGUAGUAACACUAACAAAACAUGGUGCCGGCGCUAUGACGGUAUUCAAACUGAUACCGUUUCUUUUGAAAGACACCGCCGGUAAACCUUAUUACCUUAUUACCGCCCAACCCUAUUCGAAACUAUAGACAUAAUAAAGCUAAGCCUGUGCUAGUCCAGGCAGGCAACUCCAGCUGCACUGAUUUCACAUUUGACAUGCAUUAUUCAUGCUAGGGCUGGGUGUUAUGGCCUCAAGUCAGUAUCAUGAUAUAUUGAGCAGUUCACCUUGAUAACAAAAAAAGGACGAUAACUCCUCCACAAGCUGCUCACCCCCUUCAACAUGAACUUUUUCUACUUCAGCCGCCGCUCCAGCUACUACAACUUUUAAACCGUCCUCCAUCUCCUCACCUGUCUUUCCCUCUUUGUUACGGACUGGAUGGGGUGGAGUCAAGCCUCCGACAUAGGACAGCGUCUUUAAGGGACAUUUGACCAUAGCCUACCUGCACACAUCCAAAACCACCUUUAAUUUAUUUACUUCUUUGACACCGAAUAUAUUGACGUGGGCAAAAUUUUGCUGGUUAUUGUUGUAAAUUUCGGUAUCGGUAGAUUUUUGGUUUAUCGCCCAGCCCUAAUUCAUACAAUCACAUGACAAACAUAUCUAUUCAAACUGUGAGAUCUCCAGUCUCUGAAACUGUUGUCACUGCUUUGGCUGCAUCCUCUUGCAGGCUCUCACUAAGGGGUUUAAAAUAUUGCCUCAACACUCCUCAGUUUCUGCAUUUUUAAAGUAAAACUGCAAGAUGAAAUGAGGAAGGGACUCAGACACCAAACACAGUGUUCUGCUGCUGCUGCCACAAGCAAUGGUUCGAAUCAUAAAUGUGAGUUGUCUAACUGGAGUGUACACAUGAUGUUACCUUGCCCUUUUACGGGGACAGGCACCUUCAGCAGAGCAGCCAGGUGAAGGGAGAGUCAGUGCCAGACCGGUUUGUUCAAGCACCCUCUUGUACAUGCAUCGAUUAAUUCCCAUCGAUAAAUGAAGGACCCGCAGGUAUAUUAGGGUUAGGGUCAUUUUUUGCCUCGUAGAUAUUUUAGGGAGAGGAAUUUUUACAAUGCACAUCAAAGCCAUACUUUGCAGCCCUGCAUAUUAAACUGCCAACACCGGCAUUAGAUUAUAUAAAAGGAACCAGGCAUGGGAGUGGGAGCGGGUGCGGACAGCUUUGAUAUUUGACCCCAGAAGAUGUGGACCAAUCAUAAUCAUAUCACUCAAAGCCGUCCCUCCCAUAUGUUAACAUUUAAGGGUCUCUAGUGUGUUACUCUCUGCAGAAAAUCAACCUGUCAUUUACAUUCGCUGAGAGCUUAUGUACCGUAGAUUGACUGAGGUAUGUAACCUCACGCUCAGCAGGUCAGGGCUGGAAUUAUCUCCCAGCACUCAGAUAAGUCAUGUUGACUUGACAGAAGUCGGUGGGUUGUAAUGAUUGGAAUACAUCAGUGGUGCUCAAAGAUAACUCACACAAUCAGGCUUAAAGUGGCUUAAAUGAUUACUCACUAAUGACCAACCCGUGUGAACGUGGUCUUUCAGGAUCCACGGUGUCAGAUUUAAAAUCUUGAGAGGUGGCGUUGUGUUCAUGUGUAGUUUUAAGCGUUGCUCAGUGGAGGAGUUAACCUGUGUGUCCUGUGGGAAGUGAAUUCCUCUUCAGUGCACACACAGAGGCAUUUCCAUGCAGGGUGGAGACUGGAACAAAACGAUUUAUCACAGCAGAAUCGAUACUAGAAAAAGGCUUUGAAAUAUAAAAGUACACAACAAGGUUUUGCUUUUUUCUGCGCUGCUUUGUAAACCCUGGAGGAGGUAACACUAUUGAGCCAUUUUCUGUUUGCUCAGACCCGUGUUUGUGAGGCACUAAAAAUACCCCCUCCUCCCUCUCUACAUGUGUGGGUCGGGGGUCAAUUGUAGCUCCCUUUUGCCCCCCCCUCCCCCCAACAAGUCCUAUUAUCGCUGCACAGAGCACAAAUAACAGCCGCUAGGUAACAACUGUAACGAGACCUUUAAGGCACGCUCUGGUCACAUGACGAGGUGUCCACAUCACCUGCAAUUUCUAAACCAGCGCUUAACUAAGAUGUUUCUUUUUGUAGUCUUCUCCUUUGUAAUUUUUUUCUUUCACAAAUACCAUAAACAACUAGAAAUACAUCAGUGGCAUCAUUUACAUAUAUAUUUUAAUUCUAACACUAAUUAGCAACAACACUCGUCUUUCCUUUCAUUAGCAGGAGGUCCUUGAAAUCCCAUUAGUUGCAAGGUGAGACUUCCACAGGUCUGACUGCACAUUUCAUGGAUGCUCCAUUGGAUGAACAUGUGGGGAAAUUGGAGACCAAGACGAAGCACCUUGAACUCAUUCUCUUGUUCCUCCAGGCAUCAGAACUAGAUCAUUAUUCUUUGGUCCUAAUCUGAAGCUCAGGCACAUUGAAGGCUGUUAAACACAGAUUAGUAUGGCCACCCUGCAGCCAUACAGUCUCAUACACAACAGACUGCGCUCUGCCCUUCUGUCAGAUUUAGCGUAAAUUUUUUCAGCGAUCUGAGCUCCAGCUCUUCUGUUGACCAGCUUCAUUUCUUCAUGUUCGUCAGUUUUCCUUUCUUUGACCCUUGCAGAGGAACACCUUAUAAAAAGUGGACUUUAGUAAUCUGCUAAUCCUGUCUUCUUACUAUUGUAUAACCUUCGUCAAACAUGUCUUCAUAUUUUAGGACGACGAUAUUCUAAAUCCCCAAUAAGAGGACACGAUUGCACGGAGGCGGAGUCAAGGAGUCGCACAAAGAUAAUUUUGAGAGUUUUUCAGGUUGGAUCAGGUGUCUUUUACGCACUUUUAACUCAGUAACGCUGCAUCCAAGUUACCUCAGAAGUCAGAAGUCCGAGCUAAAAAUUACGUCACACCUGAGUUCCCAGCGUUUCAGUUCAGGCAAACGCUAAAAUAACUUCCGUAGAUGUAGCCAUCUUGUUUCCACCUCCAAUUUUGCUAUUUUCCGACUUGGUAAUUGAAACGCUGGGAACUCGGGUGUGAUGUCAUUUUCAGCUUGGACAUCUGACUUCCAAGAUAACUUGAACGCAGCGUAAACCACCUGACACAAACUCUAAACUUCCGUACAAAACUGUGAACAUUUGAAGGAUUUUAUAAACUUCCUCAGACAAACCAGGACAGCCUGGACAGCCCCCUAAAAUGAGGACAUGUCCAGGUAAAAUAGGACAUAUGGUCACCCUAUCAUAUCUACAUACUUGUCCAUUUUUCUUACUUCCAACACAUGAACUUUGAGGACAAAGAGUCUCCCCUACUGCCAAACAUUGUCUAUAAAUUUAGGCCCAGUUAAUGAUAUUUAGGUCACCUGUUAGAGGUUAUAUUUUUAUAAGUGAUUGUUCUAGUGACAUUUUGGCAAAUCCUUGAACGAUAUUAAGUGCCUGUCGAUCAGAUUUCCAAAUUCAGACAAUGAGAUCAGAUUGUUUUGUGUUGCAACAUCACAAAAAGGUUGGUAUAAAUAGAGGAAACAAUGAUUCAAUAGUUUCAUUCAGAUGUUAUUUCCUACGAAUAUCUUUAUUUUAAUCUUGUGUUGCCAUGACAUAAAAGAUGGUAAAAUUGAGAUCGCUAGUGCUGUAAAAGCUACCACAGUGUGACAAACUAAAUCUUAAUAAAUCAAGUCAAAAAUUUUAGUGCCUCUAAAUGUUCACUCUGUUGGUCAGAAAGAAAGCUAUCUUUAUAAAUAAAGGGCUUGUCAUUGACUAAUGCUUUCAAAUAAAAAACAUUGUAGAGCAUCUAAAAGGUCUGAAAAUAGUCAUAUUGCUGCACAAUUAGCACUGAAUGGACGGUUGAAUCAUAAUAGUGUGAAAAUCGGUAACACCAAACAACAAAACCAUCAAAAGCGCGGCUCAUGAAAAGGAUUAUGACUCUUGAUGGAUCCAAGCGUACUUGUUAGGUGUUUUGCAUGCAGCCGAGCUUUUAACAGACCUUAACUAAAUAAUGUCUCGAUAGGAGAGCUUUGGCAGAGAUGAUUUUGAACAUAUGUGAAUUUUGACAUGAGAUAUAUUUUCCCUGAGCUGUUAGCUGUGCUGUGAGAGCACUUAAUGCAUAGUGAGCCUUUGCAGCAUGUAGUAUCCACAAGAGAGAGAGAACAAAAUGUGCCUGUGAAGCUGCUAUUCUGUGUACAAUUCAAUAUUGCAGAUGUAAUUAGAAUAUGUAUGACACACAUGCACAUCUGAGAGAAAUAACCUUUAAUUUAUGGCUCAUUUCGUAUCAAAUACAGCUGCAUAUGUGUUACUGCUCAUGAGAUUCAUCACUGAUGAGCGGCACGAGUCAAACUUUUACCAAGAAAGCACUAAAGAAGUUGAAAGUUCUGUCUGUGACUGAUCUUGGCUUUGACGUUUUCAACAUUUUUAUUUGAUGACCUGUGUAACUCAGUGUGGAAAUUGAAAAAUCUUGAAGAGAAACAGUAGUUUUUCUUUUUUCUAUAACCUCCACUGAACCAUCUAUUUUCAGAGGGUUGCAGAGGUUAAUACCGCUCCAGGUUUUGAAUGAGAGCUGGACACGUUUCAGGAUUUGAACAGCAUACGGUGUCAGAGUAAUAUCUUCCAGAGGUUGUUUUAUUUUUGUGUGUGUGUGUGUACGUCUGUUACCUUUCCAUGAAUGAAGGUUUUCUCUUCAGUCCUCAACGCUGGUGGUUGCUAGUGGGAGUAAAAAAACAACAAGCCCUCCUGCGUCAUUGACGAGACUGCUGAUGUCAGUGUGUUUUUGACCUGAGGGGCUGAAAAAGGGCCUCCAAAUACUGUGUAAACAGGCAGGAGACAUUGACCUCCAUCUACAUGUUUCAGACAUACAAACAGUCACACUCUCCCUGCAGCGUGCUGUCAAAGUAACACAAGGGGGGAACACACACAAACUUUGGUGCUGGAUUUAAUGACCUAAUAACCGUCAGUACAUAAAACCUCUGCCACUAACAUUAAAAUAUCGCUUUUGGCUCGUCCAGAAUAGAACAUAACAUUUUAUUUAUGCUCCCUGCCAGCUGUUUGUGUUUUUCUUUUCACUUUGAGAAGUACUCCGGGUGAUCAAACUCACUCUUACUUGUUUCUUUUUGUUGUUAACCAUCAGUCUUAUUAUGUAACUCGGGAUGAAUAGAGUCACACAAACAUUCCUGCUCCUGCUGAAAUCACAGGACUAAAGCUUGUUUUAUGCUCCCAACGUUUUGUCUAAUAAAGUGAGAAAUUAAUCUUCACACUUUAAGACCCACUCCGAUGAAAAUCAUGUUUUUCUUUUUUUUAUAAGUUCAUAUGGCAUUUUUCUGAUGCUACAGGAAAUUUGAUUUUCUGAGUAUUUCUUUAUUCAAAUCGCUGUAAAUCUCUGGCAGACCCAAACGGCAGGUUCAGGAACAGUGAGAUUUCAUAUGUAACCAAUCCAAGCUCCGCCCCCUUAGCCCCGCUAUGCAGGCCACACUCUGCAUAUAGAGGAGAAAUACAGAGGAUGAUCGCGGAACAAGCGUGUGCGGUGGCGGGUUGCAAUGCUCGUAAGAAAGCUAACUAUGAUAUAGGCUUUCAUCAUGUCCCUAAAGAUAAUAGUGUCCGAGAGCUGAAAAGCUUCUAUGUUACCUGCCACUUCUACUACACCGGCGAUGUUAGGCUGCAAGCUAGCGUGAAGAGGAGUGUGCAGAGCGGCGCUGUCUCCGCCCAUGACUCAGAGGCGAAUAAUGAGCUAUUGGAGCUCUGCUGAAGAAAAGUCCUUGAAAAUAACACAGGUAACACGAUUAUAGCUGAAAAAUUCAUAAUCACAAUUUAAAGACAGCUGAUAACACUUAAAGAAGUAAAAUAAAAUGAUUGGGAUGGGACUUCAAUGAAUUGAGAUGGAAAUUGUUAAAAUAUGGAGAUACAACUCUCUCUAUGUCAUUUAUAGGGUGACAAUCUAGCUGGUAAGGUUACUAUGAAGAAUUGUAAACCAAGGAGAGGUGUUAAACUCACCGCUGCUCGCUUACUCACCUCGGCUCAGCUGGCCAAUUACCAUGUGAACUGUGUGUGAAUAUCUGCUUGUCAGUUUAAGGGCGAUAGAGAAAUGGUUACAGCGUUUCCCGAAGAAUGAUCCCGUACCUGGGGCAGUGAAAGAUUGUGCAAAUCAUCGACGAUUUAACGCAGAUAAAAAGAAAAAUUGUAAAAUUAUGCACGGGUACAUACUUAGGCGGUCAAAUUCGCUUGGUUAAAUUAACAAGCAUGACUCUGUUUCCCUUUUUGUCUGUGCUGCUUCAUGCCUGUCACCUCAUUCUUGUAUAGUGCCUUCUCUUGUCAAACUUUGUCUCCCCCUUUCUAUGUUCUCCCCCCUCCUCCACCGAGCUUGGUUGUCAUAAACUCAAUACAUCAAAUAUUCAUGACACACAAGCCCACUACUGCUGUGAAGCAUUUUUCAUUCCCUCCACAGACAUAUAUUCAACCGGAGAGUCUUGCAAGUGCUGAACAUAUCCUCCCACAACCUCCGCUCGACAAGUAUUUCUCAGUAUUUUGUCCAUCAGCAUAACAAAGCUUAUCUGCAAACAUACUCUCUUUGCAUACCAUUUCAUCUGUCAUUUCUCGUGCGUAACAUUUCUCCUGAGACGAUGUAAAGUAGAUCGAUUCACAGCAGUGAUACCAGAAUGUCAUAUGUGCUAUACGUUUUUCAUGUAUAUAAUACUUUCUAUCUCCUUUAGGACCACUUGAGUAAAAAUGACUAUAAAGGGGCAGUGCAUUAAAAGUUAAGGUAAUCUGUCAGUCCCCACAAUGAUAGCCAAACAGGAAAAUGUGUCUCCUUGUGUGUGCAUGUGUACAUAACUGUGUGCUAAUCUAUUUUACUGCCUAACUACUCUCUGUUUGCUCGUUGCAUUACCUGCAUUACAAGACCAGCUGACAGGUGUGUUUUGUGCAGGCUGACAUAACUGCAGCUAUGACACCGGUGUGUGACUGUUUGACCUGAACAAGAUACUUAAAAACGAAACAGUGAAGACUAACUGUGGUUUUAAUGUUUGAAUUUAGUUGAGAGUAGAUUGAAAUCAGAUAUAGACAUCCAAAUCCUAAUUUCAACAGCAUUUCUCCAAAGUAAUCUGGGAUGUCUGAGCAGAUAAAGAUGGCUCACAAACAUUGUAAAGGAUGCGUUUUUUCAAUAUUUUCUAGAGACAGGAAUAGGCAAUUAUAGUGUGUACCACUAGGAGAGCAUUCGGCCUUCAUGCUGGAUUUCACAGGAUCUAAUUCUGACUCAGUUGUGUCAUUUUUUCCACUUCCUACUGUCUUGCUCUGUUUUACAGCCACUAUAGCUGCCGAAAUAAUGAGUUGCCACCUAAAAAAUUGCUGUCAGGGUGUGAGGACAUAUGAGGGCAGAAAAAUAAUUGAAAUCUGACAUUCAGAAUCUCCAACAAGCCUCAAUUCGCUGCGAGUUACAAACGGCAAACUGCUAAACUGUGAAACGAUAUGAAUGUGUAAAAGUUUAAAACACCCUGUUGUUUUUGAACACGCAGUUUUUGUUUCUUGACAGAUUAACACAGGAUUUUCACCAUUCACCUUCUGCCAAUUUCUACUGGAUCCGUUUGUGAGGCAAAUUUCGUGGCGGAUUACGGACAGCAGGAAUCGUGAGAACUCACAAGAACCCGCGGAUUUACGUGCAAUAACAAGUUGUCUUUAGCCACAGAGGCUAAUCAUAUAAACAGUAGAUUGUGUCCUUCCAGAGGAAGAUUUCUACUUCUAGACUAAUGAAAUCAGCAUCUCCUCAUCCAUGGUGUCAUCAGGGUGAAAUUCUGUCUAUAAACGUUUCACUUGUUCUGCCUGUUUUCAUUGUUAGAUACGAGUGUUUUAUUUUGAAAAGAAGCCGGAUGUUUUAUUUUGUGUCUGUGCCUGAUUUUCUUUUCAGCACGAGUUAAUCUGUGCUGAAUUUAUCCGACAUGCUCCGGCGUCCAGAAAAAAUAGAACUAUUGCGAUCAAUUGCAGAGUCCGACGAUCCGCAGCAGAACGGAAAGAAGCCGGUGGAAAUUGACACAUUAACUGGAAUGGUUGCGAUCGACGAUCGGCGGAUACGGCCUUUUUCAAAGCUGUUGCACUUUCAAAUGAGCUGCCAGCUGAUGCGAUUAUUCUUUGAUACUUUGUCCACAUUUAUAAUUUUUCCAACAUUUAUUCUUCCAUAUUUGUCUCACAGCUACUCUGAAUUUGUUCCUAACUUUACCAGGCUCACCUCAUUGUGUCCUCCUCUUCUUUUCUUGCUCACUCUGCUGCUCACUGUAGCGUGAGACGCUAAUAUCUUGUUUACUUUGCGCCACACUUUCUCAUGAAUGACUGAAGAUGUCGACGCCGCGUAGCGCACGUCGCUCUCCUUUCGGUGAUGAGAGGCAGGAUGUGUCAAUUUACACCGCAUCGCUAAUGUACAGACAUGGGAAACGAUAACAGCGUAGAUCUCGCCUGCCUAAUUGAAUGACUGAAACCAACCCUGCCAAGAGUGUUUGACAACAUUCACACACACUCGCUGUUCAUGAUCAGCUCUCUGUUUUGUGUUUUGCUCUAAAUCAGCCUGAACAAACUGGCGUGUGUGUGUGUCUGUUGCUGUGAUCCAAACACUUUAAUAGAUGAGGUCAAGUUAUAACAAGCGAACCCAGAGCUUUUCAUGGGAGGAAUUAAAGUCUCAGACGUACUAAAGAAUUAGCAAGGCUGACACACAGGCUUUUUGUCGCCUUUUGGAUAUGACACAGUCGUUAAUUUGUGGAUAAAAAGCCGAUUUGCUGUGUAUAAUAAAAUCAGCAGAGCUAAACAAGACCCAAACUGUAAACACCAAUAACUUAAAGUGCAUCAUUCUGCUCCAAGUGUGUGUUUGUGUGGGUGAGAUGAGGGAUAGAGUGUGGGGAGCAUCAUGUGUGUAUAACUGCGGCGGAUUAGUCGCCUUGCUUUCUCGAGUGAGGCAUCGAGUUCAUUUAGAUUAAGGAUGAUACUGAUGCUAAGAGAGGGAAAUGGAGUGAGAUAACACCGAUAAGGAAUACAAGCGAUAAAGAAAGGAGGGGCUGUGGGAGCCAAGUGGAAUCGAGACAAAUCACCUUCAUUUUACUCCAUAACAAAUUAUGCCAAACAAUUUACCGCCUAAACCUCGAAGUGUUCACAAAUUGACAGAGAAAGCUGUUUAUAUAUCAGCCGCAAUGAGCCUUAUACUUACAUUAAUAUCAGAAGAGGCAUUUAUUCAGGCCUGUUCCGUUUUCAUUACUUUGAAGGACAAUACUGACUGAACAAACACACUUAUUGAUAGUUUAUAGUACCACCGUUCAAGUCUGCAGCAGUGAGCAGCCAGAUAGAUUAUUGUAUGGAUCAGUAAAAAAUCACAAACUUGACUAGAUUUAAAAGAUGCUCGCCAUCGAUUUCAUCAACAAAUACAAAGACAAUGGAUUAUCCUCUAGUGUCAGCACUCAAGUUUAAGUAUCACAACUCCUAGAUUCAAAACUGACUGGUGUAAAAGUCCAGUUUUAGUGACAAGAUGUACUAAAGUAGGGUGACCAUAUUCUCACUUCACAAAAUGUAGACAUGACUACGCAGGGGCGGAGUCACAGAGUCGCAUGAAGAUAAUUUUGAGAGUUUUUCAGGUCGGAUUGAGUGUCUUUUAUGCGCUUCUAACUCAGUAAGUCAACAUGACACAAACUCAAAACUUACGAACAAAACCCCAGACAUUUGAAGGAUUAUAUGAACUUCCCCGGACAGCCAGGACGGCCUUCCAUAAAGAGGACAUGUCUAGGUAAAAGAAGACGUAUGGUCAUCUUAAGUGUAAAAGUGUAAAACCGAUCAAACACUGUUGCUGCCAGUCUUGCAUAACUUUGUCUCUCGGUCAUUGUAGUUGAAUUAUUGAAGUGUUAACACUGUUUCAGUUCUGUAAAACUUGAAUCCAGGACUAAGACUUGAUUUUUAGGAUCACUAAAGACUGUAUUACUAUUAUAUUUUGGGGAUCAUUUUAAAAUAGGGUCAGGGAGCCUAAGUCUUAACCUGCAAAAGCACACUGUUCGGUUCGGCGAACAGCAAAAGAAAGAUCAGUGUGACAUGUUAAAUAUGUAAGAGAGCCAUCAUGAGGAGACAGAGACCAGCUCAAACUUUGACGGAUGAUCCCGCUGCAGCACAAAGGACGAGUGCAUCGCAACAUCAAGAGAGGCCCAGUGCUGUCCUCCUUAUAAACUCUCCAGUCGUGGGGAUUUGACCAGAACUAAACUGAGGUUCUUCUCUGGUAACUUUGUCUUAACUUUAGUUGGACCACUGGGGACUUAAUCUUGGACUUGAACCCUGGGGACUCAACACAUGGCUUGGACUCAAAGUCAGAACAAGCUCAUGAGAGUUUUGCUGUAGCGAUUGCAGCUGUAUGGUGUAAGGUGGUCUUGAGGAAGUCCUCCUAUCGUGGCAUUACAAUAAUCAUCCAUGUUUAAUAUGAUCAUGUCGGCAUUUGUAUGCAUAUCAGAUUGUUAAAUGACGCAAACAUGACCAACAACCAAUCAGUGCAGUCUUUCCAGCCCCUAUAGGAAGCAAAACAAACACAAUGGGGAAGCAAACAAAUGUAGGAUUAGAUUAUUGGCUGAUACCCCGCUCACUGGAGAUUUCAACGGCUGCACAAAUCGUUUUUUUUGAGCAACAUGUAAACGCACUAGGUGAUCCUGUAAGAUCUUCCGGCUUUGCAAAAUCUUUGUCUGUGACUUGUUGGCGCUCAGUUUUUAGAUGUGAGUAGUUUCAAUUUUGGUUUAACUACCAAACUAACCUUGUAGUUUAGCAAGAUGCAUCACAAGUUAUUUUGAAACUACAUUUCUAAGCAGAAUACUCAUAUAUAAUAUUAUUUUACUGCUGUAUUCUUAGUUUUCAUAGUCAGUGUGGCACAGGUUGCAUCUUAUCCCUCAGUAAAUGGUAAAAUGCAUGUUUUAAGGUCGAUAGUAAUGGCACAGAUGGACAAUUUUCCAAGAAUACAUCAGACUGAGGCGCCCAUUUGAGCACACCCAUUACCGGUUAUAGUCUCCUUGGUGGAUUUGGUGGUAAUAAUAAAAACGACAACCAUACAUGCCAGUAGUAUUGCGAGUCUAAAAAUACACUGUAAGGAUUUAGCGCCACUUUUCAGAUGUUGUUAAAGCACCUCUUCUAUUUGUUUCCUCAUGAAUCAAUUUCUUUUCUUUUCUUUGGACGUAAAUGCCACACAAGGUUGAAGAGAUUCAGUGUAUCCAUAUUUUGGUAAACCUCUUCUUUCCUUUUCUCAAAGUGUUUAUAAGUUCCAGGCUGACGGUGACGAAGCCGUGAAGAGGAGCUCAGGGGAUUACUGCACGUAAACAGAGGCUGCCCGCAUCUAAAUCUCAACAUACAAUAGAGCUGUGAGAUAGAGGGCGGAGGAGACAGUGUAGGGAUCACCUCGACUCUUUCACAAUUCAUCUGGUCUGGUUGGAGUUACCUCAUACAGAUUACAGAGGGAAUUAUAGGGGAGGAGCUUGGUGAGUGUUGAUCAUAUAUAUAUUAAAAAUGUAAAGAUUUUCUUUGUGUGUGUGUGUGAAAAGAAAUUGGGAAUAUCUCUGAAUGUGGCAAAAAGAAGUCAAGUUAGUAACAUGCCUUUUUUCCCCUCUUUCUAUCUUUCUUCUUCCUGCUGUUUAUUGUGUUACACAGCCUCAUUUCCUCAUUUCUUUUCACUGUGCUUCUUAAAAUCCCAUCAGUCAGCGAUGCAGACUUAGUAAAUGUUCUCUUCAAGGUUUCUCCUGAAUGUUAAAGGUGUUGAUCUCGGCUACUUUGUAAUUCUGCUCCGUUUCUUUUGACUUAUUCAGUGCGGGUUUGUACGUUCAUAUACUACUUUGCUAGGUGAGAAACUGCAUCCAGAGACGCUUAAAGUCUGUAUUUGUUUAUUGCUCCUCACAAAUCUGGUCCCUGAUGGACUCAAUUAAGCAGGUUUAUCAUGUUGUCUUGGGUCUGAUAACAGCGUUUGUUUGUCAAACAGCUGCUUGCCCCCUGAACUCCAGCCCUCAUUAGGACUCAGAGAUGUUGCAAGAGCAUCAUAAGACAGUUUCUGACUUGUUUUUUACAAGGAAAACACCCGAGAUUUUAAAGAGUACAUCACUUUUUAGUCCUGGUUCUCAUAUUAUUAUAACAGAGUAAAUAUCCAUCAUUGAAUCAGUGAGCUGUCGGGAACAUUUUGACAUUUAUCGAGUCAUUUUUUAAAGUCUGUUGAUGACACAAACUGUACUCUUUGGCACCAACAUAGCUUUCAGUUAAAUGUCACAGUGUUAAGAGCUGUUUUCUGUGUCCUCCAGAAGCUGAAUCAGUGUGUUCGACAUGUCAUGCUUCCCUGCAAGUGCUGACAGGUGGAUUUGCUGCGCUGGCCCCGCUCCCCGCCUGCUUGUUUACACCAAAUCUCAGGCAAUUGCCGGGAAUGUCACAGGGAGAUUUAUUACCGUGAUAAAGGGGUCAUUUUGGUCCCAGGAGAUGACUCUGACAUGCUUUGCUAAGUUUCGCGCUUUUCGGCUGCUUUAAUUUGUAGAAUUAUCCUGUCACAACUCAGGGUGUGGACUGGAGCCAUUUGGCAGGUUUUGACUGAUCUGAUUCAGGUUUUGAUUUGGAACUACUGCAAAUAGUUUCAGUGCUGGAAAAUGAUCAAAUUGCUUAUUUUACUAAAGCAGGAAUAUAUCUGGUAAUUUAGAUAAUACAGAAAAAAGGAAUAAACAAAUAAAACGGUUUUCUACUAUUCUUAGGAUUGACUGGGAUUCAGUCUGGGGUCUCAAACAAAUCGAUCAUGUAGGAUCUAUUUGUUUGGCAUCAUGAAUCUUGCAUUUAUUUGUAGCAUCAGGGGUUCAUUAGGCCCCCUAUGGCCCCCAAUGUAAAUGUGGUUUAAUUUAAUGUCACUGAAAAGAAAGCAGGUGCGAUGGCAGGUUAGAUCUUUUGGGUUAUUAAAGUUAUUAAAGGGAUAUUCCAGCAUAAAAUUGAUUACUAAAGUUGGUAUAACUAGAGAAGCAAGCGGUCGGCAACAUUCAUCUCUCGAGGGGGUGUCAAAGUCGGUGUCAUGGUGUGUUUGACCCUAAAUUAAUUUUGUGCUGGAUUAUCCCUUUAAGACAAGAUUUCCUUCUGCGUGUGACUAAAAAUCCACAUAUCUGUGUAAUAAGGCUUUUGAUGAUACUUUGACAUAUUCAUCUUGUAAUCAGGGGUUGCAUCAGUCUGGGGCUGUCCAGGGCUCAGUCGCUGCACAUACUAGCUGUGUAAUUAUGCACAAUGGAGCGCAUUGUCAACUCACUCCAGGAAGUAAGACUUUAGGUCUCCAUCCAACUCAUCAUAUUACAGGAUAACAGCGCAGGGUGCAGCUCCUCACAGCAGAGAUUAGAGACACUGACAGUUUAUCUCAAUCUCAAGCAAAUACAAGUUCAAGUUCUGCAGAGAGCUGCUAAACUUUUAGAUGUUUUUGUUCUUGAACUUCAUUACAGAAGUUUGCUUUGAGUAGAACUUCAAUUACAUUUUAAUUCUGUUCAUAUUAUAUAAAGUUAAUUCACUUUGACUUGUCAAAUACUGUCUGGAAGUCUUCUCAGGUGCAGUGGGGUUAUUGUUUGAACAGGAGAGAUUAAGGAGAUUCUCCAGUCUAUCUAUGGUGUGUCAAAAAGGUCAAAUUAGGUUAAAAGAUGAUAAGGUCCUUUUUUAUUCUGUAACACAUCAAAUUAAGAUUUAAUCUUGACAGUAAUCCUCCAAAUUUAGUUUAAAAUUAUUUUAAUCAAGACAGAGAUCUCAGUUGGACAAACGUAAUUAAAGAGAGCUCACACCAUCGACAUUACUUUGAUUUUAUUUUACUUUUUAACUUUAAAUUAAUCCACUUUGGCCUCCUGUAGGAAAUUGUAAUAUUUGAAAAUUUCACUGAACAGAAAAAAAAGGGUACAUACAGUGUAGGAUGGUGAAGGCUGAAUCUAAUCAAAGGUGCUCUGUAGGGGUGUUGUUGCCUCACAGCAGGAACGGUUCACAGAUCCUGCUCGCCGCAUGAAACAUCAACCCGCCAGUGCAAAACACUUCCCACACACAUGCACCUGUACAAUACAUAAAAGCCCAUACACAUGCACUCGCACAAUACAGGUACAUCUUUAAAGUUACACAAUAGUUUUUUUUCAUUGUUUCCCGCCCACAUCACCUCUGAAUGGGAAAUGUGAAUGUCUUACAAAAACAUGCGAAUAAUUGGCGCAUGGAAAAGAGCUCUGAGUGUCACAGGAGCGGUGACACAGGUGGGUCACAGUCCAUUCGCACACACUGUGCCAGGGUUAGUAACAAACAUUUAGGGCGGAACAGUCACAUAACACAGCUGUGGAAAUCUGAAUCACAGUUUUUCAUGUUCCUAAGCCUCUACACCAUCAACAGCUGUGGCCCGAGGCGUAACGCUCUAAAACGAUCCCUCCAUUUGUCUUCCUCAUUUCUGUGGAUGCUACACGGAUAGAACAGCUACAGGAAAUGACUUUCACUUUGGCAUGGCUGUCCACUUUAAGGUCAAAGAUGAAAGAUUGGUACGGGUAUACUUUAAUGAUACUCAUUCUGCAUUAACACCAUUAAAAUCUUCUAAUUUCAGGUCAAAAUAUCUCAUUACAUUUAAUAUAAGUCACACUGACCUGAUAAGUCCUGAUAAUGAUCCUAGUUUAUGACACCAAGAGCCAAAACGAAGAACUUCAUUGAGUUUAAUGAGGGAAAAUGGCUGCCAAUUUGAGUAGCACAUCUUGUUCUAGGACACUAAAGAAACAUAUGCUUGCUGUAAAGGCCGUCGUUCGUACUUGUUACAGCUGAUUAGUCCCUCACUCUUUGGCUUGUUAUAUCUUAAAAUGUGAUUCAUAUCUGGACUUGUCAGGUGAAUGGGAUUUAUAUCAAGUUUAAUGAGAUAGUUUGACUUUUACUGAGAUGAAUGCACUUGCAGCAAACUCAUUUAUUUAACUCCUGUAUAGGUGUUCACUCAUAAGCUACGAGGGUGCGUGACCUCCAGGGCCCCCCGCACACACACACCUGCAGCUACCUUCUGUUUGGUAUGCGUUGACUGUAAUUAACAGUCUUAAGCCGAAAACAUACAGGAUCCAUACUGAGCACAUUCUGUAUUUGCUCCGUACAGCAGCAUUGGAUCAUACAAGAUGUGUAUUUGGAGUGUAGCAGCAGAGUAGUGCAGCCCCAGUCAGCUGGGCUCAGUGUAGAGGAAACAACAAGCUCACAACAGUUUGUUUUUCCUUUCUUUGGUCUAUUUCCUGCUAAUUUAGAUAUAAUUCAGUGUUUGUUGAGCUUCUACAAUAUGUGAAAUUGAAGGAAUGUGAUUUUACAAUUUCUUUUUUUUUUCAGGUUUACUCAUCUUUAUUAAAGUAAACUAUGUUCCUUUAUGCUGUGCUGUUACCCUCAGACAGAGUUAGCAGUUCAAAGUCCUGUUGGGGUCCACAGUGUUUCAUUUUGGUGUUUCAUUUUGAAAUACCAUGCGCGGUUUUUGUGCUCGACUUCCUGUCUAGAACGAUCUCCUCUGUGUGGAUUGACGCGCAUUGGAAGCCUAGAGCAGCAAAAAUAGACUUGUUGCGUAUCUUUAGCUGUGCUGCUCUCGAUACAAUGCUGCGACGGAGCUGAUAUGCGUCCCGUAUGCUUAGCUACAUUGAUUAGAAUGGCAGCCUAUUUGCUGCGUGAUACGCAACGCUGCCACGCUCCAAAUAAGCAUCCUGUAUGUUUUAGCCUUCAACCAGACAGAAUUUUUGAUUGUUUUAGGCAUUUAAUUUUUUCUUUGCAGUUCAAUCUUCACAGCAGGUGAAUGCUUUUUUAUAACAUAGCAUGCAGAAACCAACCAAUUUUGAAAAACGCGGCUAAUGAGAUGUGAUAAAACCUGCAGUUCCUCAAGUAUCCACUUGAGGCUGACUGCAAAAGCCAAGAAGAGCAAGUUCAGGUUGAACGUCUAUCUUAACUGCAGAAACAAUAUAUAUUUUUGACAGUUCUACUUGUUAUAGGACUAAAUUAUUUAAAAAUUUAAAACCCAAAUUAGUCUUUUUCUACCCUGAAAGGUCAAAGGUCACUUUCAUCUUGAUAUAACAUUUCAGUUGAAAAGCCAUUAAAAAUAUCCAAUUAUUGUGACGCAUUAUCUCAGCAGCUCAAAGAGGAAAUAUCUUCAAAUUCGGGGCAAACAAAGUCAGAGUUUGUCUGUCGGAGGUCAGGUUCACCGUGACCUCACUGUUAUUAUGUAAAACAAGAAUCCAGAUGUCUAGACAGGAGAUUGUCUCGUGGUUGAUUAUGGUCCAUCUAUGAGAACUGUUCCAUCCACCAUAGAUUAGGGGACAAUUUCCUCUCACUCCAUCCCUCCUGUACCUGUUAGUUCUGCUGUUUGUUCUGAAACACAAGCUCUAUAGAAGCAGACAGAGACAGAGAGCAUCUCUGGUGACUUUGGUUCUGUAAAUAUUGCGGUUCAGCCUUUCUUUUUUUUAGCAUUGGUCCCCAUAUGUUGUUAAGUUUUGAGGCUAAUGUAUUCUUGUUAAUAUUCAUAAUACGAACACAUCUCCAUUCAGUACGAAACAUCUAACUGCUCUGGGAAUACAGGCACAAGGCUCCACUCUCAAUUAGGCUUAACUCUUCCAUAACAUCCCACAGAUGCUCGCAUUCUGUGCGAAAAAGAAUCCGUUCAAUCACUGUAACACAUACUAUGUUUAAAAAAAAGUGUGUGAAAGGGAUGCAUACCUUUCCCAUAUGGACUGUAGGCUGUAAAUUCUGCAUAUUUUCCUCCUCGCAGUAAAAAAAAUCUCUGGAAACAGGGGAAAGGAGAGACAGAUGAUGAAUAAUCCAACACUUCUCCCAUGUGAUACUAUUAAUAUUCCUCUUUUCACUGUAACAGCACUUGUUUUCCUUUUAAUCUCACAGCUGUGGCAGUCGGCCAGUUGAACUCCAUCUUGAGUAGAGCGACAGUUAAAGAUGUGACUAUAUCUUGUGAUGCCAAUUUUUCCCUCAAACACGUUUCUUUCUCCAUUUGAGUGUCAGUUUUUUAAAGCGUGUUGCUGCAGACACCUCUGAGUCGAUUAUUCAGUGAAUGAAUGUGUCCCAUUGACUGUUUGAACACCUCUAAAACACACAGUGACAGUUUUUUUUUAGAUAAUUUUGCUCUCUGAGAUGUGGAAAAGGUAAUAUGUAGAGGUCUGGGUGAGACUUGGACUCGACACAUUUUCCAAACACAAGUCAGCAGAGAAAUGCCAGCAGGCAGCGAACGGUUCGCAGAGCAGUGUAUGUCACAUCCCCUAAUAAAUCCAACAGAGCUGACAACUAAAUCCCACAGACAGGACUGACCAAAUUAGGCCACAACUUUCAUGGUAAUUUUGUGGUCGGGGAGUGAAGAGUGUAUAUGCAGUGUGUGUAUCCCUUCACUGGCACAUCCUGGAAAAGGUUUAAUUGGAGUGAAAAAUCGAAUGAUCUCUAAUCCCUGUGUGGAGGCCAGCUCAGCAGCUGGUGAGCAAACAAAGAUUGUGACAAUUUUCAGCUUAUCUUUGACUUUUCAAAAACAGUCUGUCAAACGAAAAUCUAUCACAAAACUGGGUCAAGUUCCUGUGUGUUGAUUCAUUUCUAUUUGAGCGAUUUCCAGUGGUCUACACUUCAUGUUGUACUAAUAUUUAUGCAGGGACGGUCAUCAUUUUGGAUAGUUUCUCCACUUCCUGCACGUAUUAACUCAAUUUAAACUUCCUAGUUGUUGAGAAAGUGUUUGGAAUCAAGAAUCUGCUCUGAUUUAGAAAAUUAUAGUCACAUCCAUCUGAGUGUUUCAAGCAAGGCAUGAAACACUCAGUCAGAAGGUGCAUUAUCAUUAACAUGUCUGCAGCAACAGGCUUUUAGGGACUUUGUCAUCUUGGAAACGAUAAAUUUGCAUGUGGUUAACUCUGCAAAAUGGAAGAAUACAGACUUUAAAACUAUUAUUAUGAAAAAGAUGAUAGUUUGAGUUGGAUUAUAGUGUUUUAUCAAACAGAAGUUACCUAUCAAGACGUGCAGCUGAGCAUGCACAGGGGCACAAUCUCAGGGGCUUAUCACCACACAGAUGAGCAAGUAUGUUACGUCUGGAAUCUUAAACAAUGAUUUAGUGAUAAAGCGUUGAAACAUGCUUCCCUUUUUCCUGCUAAGGUUAUAUAAAGUGAUUCUACGCUGGGAGCUUGAUCUUACAGGGGAUAUUUCUCCUGAAAUCUCAAAUAAAUGUUUAGUAAUAAGAUACCAAGACAUGUUUCCCAUACUUUAGGAAUGCAAACUGAUUAGCAGUGGCGUUAUAAGAGGCGAUUCUGUCAUGGGAGCAUAAUUUUGAAAGUGGAUAAGGCCUCUGCGAUUCAUGCAACAGCAGCUUGAUCUAUCAAACAGAGCUAAAUUUGCCUCAAACCUUACAUUAGGUGGAAUAUGGUGUACCGUACCGUACCGUAUGGUGUAUCUAGACUUGUAAAAUCAGCAUCCUCUCAUCCAUGGUGUCAUCGGGGUGAAAUGCUAUCUAUAAACCUUUCACUUGUUCGUCCCCGCCCGUUUGCAUGGUGUGAAAUGCGAUCCACCUGAAACACGGAGUGUUUUAUUUUGAAAAGAAGCCGGAUGUUUUAUUUUGUGUCUGUGCCCAACGUCCUUCCAGUACAUUAAUGUACGAUCGGCGGAUACGGCCUUUUCGUAGCCGUUCCAGAUGCGGUGGAAAUUGGGGGUAAUGAAUUUUACCAUUAGACGACAUCUUAAUCGUCUUCUACAGGAAAGGAGAAGAAAGUAUACAAUCAUGAGAGCCACUGCAACACCGACUCUGGAGAUGUGUUGCAAAACUCUUGAAAAGAUGAGCUGUCAAUAGUGAGGUAUGUACAAUAUUGUUCAAUUUCCCGUUCGUGGACAAUCUCCAUUUCCUGUCUUUGAUAUAAAGGUCAGAACCUUUCAAAAUAAAGCUUUCACACUGGGCAUGAACCAGAUAAUGGUUCAGUUUGGUCCGAACCGAGACCACCUUCUGGUCGGACGUAGGUCUUGGGGAGAUUUUACACCUUUAAUUUUGGUUUGGAUUAAACAGAAAUGUCCGGACCAAACGACGUAGGUGUGAAACCCCCCUAAAUCAACUGACUCCCUCCUGUUAUGAUAGGCCUCCCCAUUAGAUUAGCCAAUCAGGGCCCUGCAGCCUCUUCUCCAUGCACCUAAUCACACCUAAUGGCGCUCUCAUCAUCUUAUCAUCAAGUUUAGCCUUAAUAAUUAGCAUGAAUGGUAGAGAGCUUGUUGCAGACAAACAUCAAAACUGACUCAUACACCACAGUAAAUUAGGUUUGUUUGCCAUUCUGAGUUCACUGAAGGGCAAACAGAAAGCUCCCUCUUAGAUUUGCUUCAUUUUAAUCCUGAUGGUUGCCUAGCAGAUCUGAAGUGAACUGCUGCUGUAUAUCUUACGGGAAACUGGGACAUCCUCUGGAAGUUUUUGUUAGGACAGAUUUCCUGUUGAAUCAGUGUUAUUCGGUCACGCUGAGUUACAUCUGAUUUUGUAGUAACAGCUGACUUUGUUUUCAAGAAGUGGUGCCAUGAAAGCACCUCAAUAUGACCAGAAACAGACUUUCAUGCAGUUAUAAGCAUGAUAGAGUUCACUGGCUGACUCAUGACUCAUCCCCGCAGUUUUUGGAGAAGUCAAAUCGCUGCAGUUGAUGGAUCCUUUGCACAAUGAUGGAUAAGUGCGCUAUCUCCAUCUUCAUUUCUGCAGAGGAGUCUCAGAGCGUGUUGCGGCGUGAUGCUCCAUCUCCCCUGACCUCUCCUUUACCCCAUUAUCAGAUGGAGGGGCUCUCAUCCAGCACUGUCAUGCUCAGUAUAACAUCUACAGCCCUAAGGUAUGAGUAUGGCGUGCUUUAACUUGGAACAUUAAGUCAAAGCAUGUAAAGAAAAAAAAAACACACAUAACUACGAGCUGCAUUGUAGCUUUAGUGAUGAUGCAUUUCUCUAUGUGACGGAUAUGUCUGAAACAAAGCCGCACGAGUGACCCUCACUUCAGUGCUGAUAAAGACAAACAGGCUUCACCAACGGCCUGCAGAGUGGAAUAAGAUGGGUGAUGCAGGAGGCUUGUGUGUCUGUGUGUGUGUACUUCAUGAUAGAUUGUUGCUCCGGGGGCAUUUUCUGAACCGGACAGUCAUUGUGUUUCCCAAGAGGUUUGUUUUUAAUCCCUGUUGCCCGCAUUCACGCACACACACUCCUCUUUUGUAAUUUUAUUUGUUAGACAGUGCAAUCGAAUGAAAGGUAAGUACUCUCGAACAAACAACGGUGAGUGUUAGCAGCCAUUGUGUUGAGCCAUCCAGCAUGCACUUGAACACUCGGAGCAGCUUUUAUGUUUUUGAAGCAUUCAGGAAAUGCUUUUUUUUUAAAAAUAUUGAUUUCCUGUGCAUUUCUCAUGUAAAUGAACAGGUUUGUUGUUUCCGUCCGCUCAAUCAAAAGGGUUAUGACCUUUUGGUGCUGAAGUUGAAUUGCAUCUGUUCAAAUCCAAGGUGAAAUAUUAACAAUACGGCGUAUCUCAUGAGUAUUAUGUUAUUUUUCUGCAUUUUUCAAACAUCCUGAAGCAGAGAGAGAAUAUUUUGGCUUGUCUCAGGGGGAAGAACACCAAAUAAAACAGGCCCACACACCUUGAGAGCUCUCUCCGUCUCUGACUCUCUGCGGUAGUCCCAGCUCUUAAAUCAGACGUGCAACAGAAGCGAUAAAAGCUGGAGGUUACUUCCUGGAACUGAGAGGUAGUGUUACUAAACAACACAUGUUCCAGCAGACCCCUGAUUCGGUCCGGGUUCCUCUGCUGGCUGCAGCUUUCGCAGCGUAUCACAACAUCAGAGUUUACAAGCCUAAUUAGCAUCACACCUUCGAGCCCGUUAGUUCCACUCCAGCUCCGACCAAAUGGCUGAUGUGAUUCCUCUUCACCCUGCAUCGAAGGCAUCUGAGCAGACACAUUGGAUGUGACAAAUCUGCAUAAAUAAAGCAUGAGAGAGUUACAAAUGAGUGUCCUCAGGGUGAGUCUUCCAACUCCUCCACAUCCUUUUAUUUUGGAGCACUUCAAGUACUGGAUGCUCAUUUAAGGACAUUUUGUGUCCAGCUUUGAGGGUAUUUUGGUGAAACCAUCUCAGACAUCUCAAUCCACGUUGACCAAUCCCAUAUCACCGCCUCUUCACUCGUCCGCAACCUUGGAAUCAAUCUCACUUUUGACCACCAUAUCACCCAAAGCUCCGCCUUCCUUCACCUGAAAAACACUGCAAGACUCCUCCCCUUUCUCUCCUCAUCUGCUGCCGAAACCUUAAUACACGCUUUCAUCACCACCAGCCUGGACUACUGCAAUAGCCUCUUCUACGGUCUCCUCUCCACCACCCUCAGCAAACUGCAACACAUUCAGAACUCCGCCGCCAGACUUCUCACCCGCACCCGCCCAUUCGACCACAUCACCCCGCUCAGCUGACGCAAACCUCCUCUCACCCCCAGCCAAAACCAAGCACCGUACCCUGGGGGACCGGGCCUCAGCCUCCCUGAACACAUCCGAUUCGAUUUUAUCUUAUUUUUAGCUUGUUACUAUUAAUCCUUGCCUCAUUGUAUUUUUGUUGUUUUUUUAACUUUCUGUAAAGUGUCUUUGAGCUCCUGUAAAAAGAGCUAUACAAAUAAAAUGUAUUAUUAUUGUUAUUAUUAUUAUUUUAUGUCUACUAAUAUGCAAAUACAACAUGAACUGGAGCAGAAAACUGCCAAACAUGUGAUGUGAGACUGAUUUUAAUUAGUAGAAUCUUAACAAGAGGAGAAGAAAGGUGUUGAUGUCAAAGGUUUGAGAUUGAGGAAUUCAAGAUGACAUUAAUUAUUAUUAUUUGAGGACUCAGAGUGAGCUGUUGAGUUAAAAUAUAAAUGAGAGAAAUUCAAAACAUCCUUUUACUGCUCUUGCCCUUCCUCUGUGAAAGCCACUGAAGGUUUUGUUUACAGUUAAAAACAGUCUUAUGAUAUCCUCUUACUUUGCAUUGACGGUUCUUGUUUAAAGCUACUCUAAAGAAGUUUUAUAGGGGGCGAGGUGGUAGGUGCCAGCUAAAACUGCCUUGUUUUUUUUUUCUUUCUACAAUUUCCAUGUAAAACAGUCACAAUAAAGGAUAAUUUCAACUGUCAUAAGCCAGCAGGAUUCAUGCUUUGUCAGAGGACACUACCAAAGCAGGUAGAAUGAGAUAAAAAAAACUGUAUUGUCCAUAGGGGGCGCCAAAAUUGACACGUAAAAAGUUCCCCACAGGAGCUUUAAGUAUAGGCUCACUGUUCACACUCCGCUCCUGCACCACCAGCUGGAUGCUCUUAUCAUAGAGAGUCUCUUUCCCUUUGGUCUUUUUAUUCCUCUCUUGUCCACAGUAAAAGGCGAGUCAUCACGACUGUCAGAAUCACACAUUUUGUAGUUUGUUAUUUUGUUAUUUUAAAAACCUCUUGACCAGCUGAUCGGUGCACUGCAAUUGGAGCACCAGAAAUGUGUCAAGUCUGCAGUAAGUGCAAAAACAAACCGGCUUUCUGGAGGCAGAGUGAAGCGCUGAAAAGUUUCAAAUAACGCAAACACCUGUUCCAGUAUAAAUGUUAAGGUCAGGCUUUUGUUAAAUCAGCUAAAUCACACGGUGGAGUUGACCCGUCUGCAGCAGAUGGUAGUCUGCGUCUGCUGGUUCUCUAGCUGGUUUCCCAAGGGGCAGAGCUUAUUGAGAUCCUGUGUGGGUAAUACUCUUGACAAGUACCUCAUGAAAUCCUGUAAAGAAAAAACAUACUAUUAACCAUGUCCCAAAGGCCAUCCAAGCCACAAGAUGUGGUUGUAAACCUUUUUAAAUUAGCCUGUAGGUGCCAUAGACUUGGCUAAGUUGUCGUACUGAAAAUGUUUAUUAUUUGGGUCUGUGAAAUUUGCUUCCUAACGCAACAUUUUAGAACUAGUUUUGUCUGUUAUAUCAAGAUGUAAGAUUGUCUUUGUCAUUGGAUUUAAUCUCUUUUCUUUAAAAAAAGAGAAAAUCACAGUAUCGUAUAGUUUUCCUUUUUUCAGGUAGAGUCCACCUUUUCACCUUUCUUGAUUCCUAGCAUGUUGUUUUCUCUCCGUAAGCCAUCCAAGUGAAUUGUGCUUUCCUCAAAGUUAAAAGGUCAGCAUGAGAGUUUUGUGAGACUGAAAGCAGCGAGCACAGUAAGUGGAAUAAGCUGUUAAACCGCAGAGACCCGGGUUGUAACUUUAGGGUUGUGCCAUCAACCGAGUUGUACAUCAGAGCUCCGCUGACCUGUGCUCUUGUACCUUUGACAUUAUCUGUAACCAAUUUGGGUCGGAUAAUCCUGCACUCCUGUUGGGAACAUAUCUCAGUUUUGCUCACAAAGGGACCUUUGUUUGAUCUGUGUUUUUAGGACUUACCCGACACCUAAAGAUAAUGUUUGAUGUUAUGAAUGUUAGCGCUUAAAAACGGGGUCAGGGGCCACAGUGCUGCCCUUUCUCUAUCCUCCUCUCCCACUCCAUCAUUCGCUCUGUCUGUGUGGCUUUCUUUCAUAAUCUCUCCUACAGUCCUGCACUGAGCCAGGUUAAUCAUUGCUCCGACUUGGUGCAAAGUUGCAGAAAGUGGAGCAGGCUGGCUGCUAUGGUGGGAAAUGAGUCACUUUAUGUGUUCGUGGGAAAGGAGAGGGGGGAGGGAGAGGGCGAGGGAAACCCUUGCAAAACUGUCACACACAGUAAGCAAAAGCAUGUGCUCACCCACAUGGAUGAGUGUCUUCUCUCCACCUGCGUAAUGCUAGGGCACCUUUUCUGGUAAGAACCCACGUACAAAGUGCAGAUGAAGAGAUUAAGACGAAGUUUGGCUGUUAUUUUUAGUUUUCGGUAGCGUUGGUUUGUUAGUUUGUUUGUUUGUUUGUCUGUGAACAACUUUACGGAGAAAGUUACAGACGGAUUGACCUGAAAUUUUCACCAGAGGUGCGUCUCAGCCCCAGGAGGAUCCCAUUACAUUUCGGUGGUGAUCCGGAUCACCUUCUGGAUCGAGGAAUUUUUUGAAGGAUUCUUUAUCAUUGUGAGAUAGGGCAAAUUUUGGAAUUUUUGCAUUUAACUCUAUAAAAAUGAAAAUAAAAAAGAGUCCUUAGUUAAAAAUGACACAAAAGGAUCUCAAUGAGUUUUAUGAGGUAUCAAAGGUUGAUCCAGAACACACAAAAAUAAGGGUGUCGUUGGAAUUUUCAAUGCUGAAAGAUAACCAAUGGUCGGCACAGUGGUAUAGACAGGCGGCACAGUGGUGUAGUGGUUAGCACUGUCACCUCACAGUAAGAAGGUCCUAGGUUCGAAUUCGGGUCAGGGCAUUUCUUGUUUUAGGAACAUUAUGAACAGUGAACAUACCAGUUUAAACACAAAUAAAAGUUAAUAAAAAAGACACGUAACAGUAAAAGUUUUGGUGUGAAUCACAAUAUAAGGGGGACAUGAGCUGCUUGGCGGAGGUCUGCGCUUUCCGAGUGCUUUACCAGUGGUUUAUGUCUUCGUUGAACAUGUGCUCUGAAUGUAUGAAUAACCCACGACAGAUCCUUGAGUUGUUGAAUCAAAGCCGGCUUCAAAUAAAGACAAACCAGAGACACGUCUACAGUUUCACACCACUAAUGUUUGUGAAAACAAUAAUAGAUUUGUGACUUCAACUUGUCCGAUAAUGUUAAGGGGAAAAGAGUCGGUGCUGUGAUCUCAGCUGAACCAGCUGUGACCUGAUGUCAGACCAGACAAGAGGAGCUUUGAUCCCUCAGGCGCCCGAGCAAUCAGUCAGUCUGUACUAAAGCUAAUGCUCGCUGCAUCCUGUGCUCAUUACACUGAACAGGCCAUUUAGAAAAUAUGGCUCUUAGCUGUUGAUAUUAUCUGAAAGCUUGCUUCAUUUACUACAGGCCGGACCUUUAGGUUGUGACUUACGGUGGCUCAGACUUGAAAAGCUUGUUGACAUAUUCUUUCAUUCAAGCAGAGGAGGAAAAGACGACUUAAGCGCUUAUAUAAUACGCAGUAUACAUCAGUCAUGCUACAUUGUGCUCUUAUCUUUUCAACAUGUAUCAUAUGGUACGAGGAAGGAAUCCCAAUAGCACAACCUCCUCCUUCCUCCUAACCCGAGAUGAGACACUAGAGACUAGAACAGAGUGGAAUUUGAAACGUUUUAGCCAAAAAUGUUUCCAUGGUCAAGGUGUUUUUUGCAGAAACGUUUCAGAUUUCGUUCCGUUCUCCGGCUUCGUCCUAAUCUCUCGGGCGGAUUCUCUCAGGACACGUGCAGGUGAGUAACCUCUGGCACACUCUGACACACUCAGACGCUGACAGAGACGAUGAAGUGGGACAGCUGCCGACUGUGACCUACUGAGUGGGUGCAGCUGUGCUGAGCCGCAGGUGUCUCACAGAUGGGACAAACAGCGUUUCCUGGAUGUUUUUGUUUCUCUGUUUGAUGUUCCGGACAGUCUAGGUUUGCAUCAGUCAGAUAACAGCGCCGUUAUUUGCUCAGAAGGCUUCAAUUGAACAUCUCUCUUUGUAAUAUCCAAAUCCACUUAAAGUUUCAAGACUUAGUCACUUUUGCUGCUUUUAAAUCUCCGUGUUACAGUGAUGUAUAUAACCCAGCCCUUUUCCUGUUUUGGUCCCUUUUGUUUCACUCAGCCAAGUUGAACCAAGGUAGCGAGUUGUGUUUGCAAUGAGCUUUGAUCGAUUGUGUGUCUCUGUGUCAUCCAGGCAGUGUGGCGAGCGUAGAUAAGCCCCCUUAUGAGGUGAAAACCCUUCCCCGUCCGGCAGUAUCCGCUCCAAGCAGGAAUAAGGGAUGUCCCGGCUGUUCUUCCUUUUGGCAAUGCUUAUUUUCUCCUGCAGCAUCCAGGUGGGUCCAGGUAGCACGCACACACACACACAUAUAAAGAGUAUGUACACACUUUCUCCCUGAAGUAGACAGCCAGCAUGCAAGUCAUUGAACUUUGUCAGUGGCCUUUAAAGUGUGGGGGUGGGUGUUGUUCCUUGAGCUCUGCUGAAAGAAGCCAGAGAGUGCUGAACUUAAACAAACUGUCCUGUUUUUUUCUUCUUCCUUUUAAUGAGUGUCACAGCAUCUGAACAGUAGCAUGAACUCCCUCUUACACACGGCACGUAAGAGUGCGAAACAGUGUCAUCUUGACGGAUAAUAUCCCCAGCUUAAGGUCAGGUUGUUUACAGCUCCUGUAUCUGAGCUGAAAAGAUAUAUAACCUUGCCAAGUCAGCUGUUACAGAACAUCUUUUCGUGUUUCUUUCAAAUCUAUGAACACGACACGGAUAAUUAUAAACAAUCAAAAUGCCUGUUAGUGUGACCUUUUGUUACAUGUCCCUCUUAUACGGUAUAAUUCACUGCUUUCUUAGGUGUCUCCAACCGCUACUCUGGUCAAGCUGAAGGAGAGUUGGACGCUGUACAUGGAGGAGUGUGAUCGCAACAACAGCCGAGACCCACCGAACACCGGUGAGCAGAGCAUCCACUGCUGAUGGGUUAUUCACAAUAGGGCUGGGCAAUAUGGCCUCAAAUCAAUAUCACUAUAUAUAGAGCAGUUCACCUCGAUAACGAUAAAUGGACGAUAACUACUCCACAAAUGAUAACUACUUCUUCUGCUUCUACAACUUUUGAACCGUCCUCCAUCUCCUCACCUGUCUUUCCCUCUUUGUUAUGGACUGGAUGGGGUGGAGUCACGUCUCUGACAUAGGAAAGCGUCUUAAAGGGACAUGAGACCAUAGCCUACCUACACUCAUCCAAAACCAACAUCUAUUUAUAGAUAAUUGUCGUAAAUUUCGGCAUCUGUGAAUUUUCGGUUUAUCAGUGCACGACAAGAGGAUGGCAGAUAAAGAAGGAUUAAUUCACUUUAUUGGACAUCUGCGGUCUGUUGCACCAGCUAUGCCAAAGUUGUGUCUUAAAUUUGAAAAGUAUAGUCCACACGGUUGUCAGGUGAAUUUUAACCAGGUGACCAUAACGUCCAUACAAACCAAAAUAUCAGUGUAGAUAUGACCUUCACACUUCCAGUAGCCAAUCAGAGAAAAGCUCUUCUUCUUAUAGAUUGACAGCUGUUAACUCCUGUUGCUCAACCAACAGCAGCAGAAACCAUGUAAAAUAUGGCGAAGCUUUACGAUCAGGUGAUAAUUAAUCCUGCAAAAUUACAACAGUAAUAUAGAUAUUAGAUAUAUUUACAAAAUAUUGCACUGCUUGAUCAUUUCAGACUAGAAUCUGAUCACUAUGUCCAUUUUUACACACUCAACCAGCAUAAGGAGAAAGAAAAAAGGAUAAAAACAUCAACAAAAUAAUUAUAUAAAGAAAAGAUGGAAAAAAAUGUAAGGUACUGACGAUGUCAAACUAACCUAGUGUGAUGGUAUCUUCAGACCUUUUCAUUGAAAGUCACAGGUUAUGUCCCGUCCAACAUGUUGUUCUCUCUACAUUCUGCAUGACUUGCUCUAAAAAGAGUAGGUCAUGCACUGAUGUGCUCGCAUGAUACGCAAGUUCCAGUUUACAGAUCUUGCAGGCAAGCAAAGAAAUUUACAACCUGACCCCAUUACACUGUUUUCCUCGUCUCUAUUUUGCAUGUGCAUGAUGUUUCACUGCUCAGUCACUUAUUUGGAUGUGUUUUGUUUGCCUGUUGCUUUUCCGGUUGCUGUUUCCCACUUAUCUUUCUUGGCAAAGAACAAGAGGUUGCAAGAUGUCUCUGUCCUUGUCAGUUCAAUUCCAGGGCAGAAUGAAAACACAUUUAGUGACUGAUCAUUAACUUUUAAAUUUGUCUGAAAAAUAAAUUUGACAACACUUUCGUAGCUCAUGUCUUUUUAUUAAUAUUCACAUUUCUACCUCAGUUUUUGUCUCUUAUUUAUUUGGUUACUGUUUAAAACUCGAUAUUUUUUGCUGUGGGUUCAUAAGAGCCUUGAAAACAUCCGUCUGCAGUUGGCAAAACUAUGAGAGUAAACCCAAUAAGUGAGCCGUCAUACUAUAAAUCUGAAACAAAGCACUAAAAGAUGCUCGACCGGCAUUUUUCACCAGACCAUGUUGGACCGCAGUUUGUACUCCCUGCUCAAACCUGAUAUAAUCCCUCGGCUUGCUGCUCCCCGGUUUCCUAUUUGCCACAACACACUCUCUGCUUUUUCUCACACUUGAAGAGAAAACUGGCUCCGGUUUGCUCCAUCGACAGAGUGUUUAACUACAUGGCAAAAGUGGCACUUGAGCUGCUGUACAGCCUGCUUGCUUGUAAAUUACAGUCAGAAAACUUUGCACUUCUCUGACUUCCUAAACAGCGCGCACACAUAGCGCACAUAAAUCAAAGCACUCUGGAGCACUCAUGCACCUUUUUCCCUGAGUGAGAGAGUAAAUUAUCAGGCAUAAAGGUAGGAGGACAGACCACGUUUUAGGACUGAACUCCUGGGCUGUGAUUUUAUGCAAAUUCUCACCCAUAUGUCAUGUCGUCUCCCCUCAGGCCUUGUGUGCAACAGGACUUUUGACAAAUACGCAUGUUGGCCUGAUGGACUUCCUAACACCACUGUCAGCGUGUCGUGUCCAUGGUACCUGCCCUGGUACCAUAAAGGUAAUAGAUGCAACAAGUGGAUGUGCUGUUUGUCUUACUAUUCUGCAGACAAAGACAGUGUGUGUGAUUAUUGGUGUGUGUUUGUGUAGUUAAGCAUGGCAUGGUGUAUCAGGAGUGUGAUGCGAAUGGCCAGUGGCUGAUGAUGAAGAAUACCAGCGAAUGUGACUCCAGCGACCCAAGUCAGGUAAGAAGUAUUGCUCUUUUCUCCCUCUAUAACCAAUACAUGCAUUCAAAGUAGAUUAAUUUAUAUUUAAUCUAAUUUUAAAAGUGCAAAUGUAACAUGAAAAUUGCUGUUUUAAUUUAUUUAAGUGUAUGAGAAAGACAUAAAUGUAUAUUAAAUGUGUUUGUGUGUCAUUUACAGCAGUAUUAUGGCCAUAUUCGGAUCAUGUACACAGUUGGUUAUUCCUUAUCUCUGGUGGCUUUGGUGUUGGCUCUCGGCAUCCUCAUAUUCUUCAGGUAAGGAUGGUUUUUAAUAAGCAAAUUUAUUUAGUUGAUCUUCACACAAAGACAAAACUCUAAUCUAAGCUAACAAAAUCAAACUUCAAACAACGCUAACGUUCAUUUCCUCACACCUUUGUUCAGUGUUAAAUUUCACUUAGCAGUAACUCUUGGAGCAUUUACUUGUUGCCUGGCAACUGCUCCUGGUCAGGAGAAAGUCCAGGGCAUUAUCUGGCCCCGUUAAAUAGCCCUUUGACACUUUGACAUUUGUGUGACUUUAUGAAAAGAACAGUUGAGUAACUCUGCUUUAGACGUUCUGGUGUUUUUGCUGCUGGUCAGAGUACUAUACCCUCUAUUUAAUCCUGGAAAAACACUUGUUUCCCUACAUUUCAAACCUUUUAUAUCAGCGGUAUAUCUUUGAGUGACCACAACUGCUUCUCGUUUGUCAGGAAACUUCAUUGCAUGAGGAACAACAUCCACAUGAACCUGUUUGCCUCCUUCAUCCUGCGAGCUCUCUCGAUCCUCAUCAAAGACGCUCUUUUGGAGGCUAACAUCACGUCACAUGACCUCGGCAGAGACCAGGAGCCGGGAUUCCCAGAGGCAUCCAUGCCUCCGGUGGAGCUGCUGGUCAACAACGAGGUCAGUCAUGUUCGAACACGGAGCUAUGAAGGGCAGUGAUUUACUAAAGCGGGGUACACACAUAAAGAUAAUCAGGCUGUUUUUGUCCCGAUUUUCCACCUCCCGUCCAAGAACGACAAUCGGAAGAUUAUCUUAUGUCUCCUAAGAUCAUCCUAUAAGAUUUUCCUGUGGUCUGAGGUGUAUUAAGAGUGAAUUUGUCCCGAUAAUUGGUUAUGAAACGGGUCGGGGCUGACAAUCGUAAAUAUUAAACUUGUUCAAUAUUUACGACCAAAAAUCUUCAUGGAUGUUGGGAAAGCCGACGACUCCCGAGUCACGAUUCCGUGGAUUGUCACGUGAAAUGGAAUGUAGCCAAUCAAGAAGCGAGCUGACUGAGGAACAAGGAACAACCUCUAGCUCGCUCAGUAGACUAUAAAGUCCGCGUUCACGCUGUCUCCAGGAUUUUUUCCAGUCUUUUCUUUUUUUAAUACAGGAUUUUUCUGUCGAAAAUACUCCCAAAACCACCAUCAAUCCUCCUCCUGUGUGUCCUCUUCCAUGUUUGCGUCUUGUGUUUCCCGGUUGUUGCUAUGUUUCUUCUUCUUCGCUUUUGUUAGAUCACGUUUUAUCACGCAAGAUUUCUGUCUUGGAGGACUAGAUUCUAGAUCUGUGGUGGAACAGAAUCAUUUUGUGUGUGGUGUGCUGUGUUGAGAUUAUCGGAGCACACCACACGGAGUACGAUCAAAACUGAUUUUUUAUCUUCAUGUGUGGGGUCUGUAACAGAUAAAAAAUCCUUAUGUGUGCACACCACUUUAGUAACUGCAUCUAAUACUCUUAUCAAUGUCUGCUGCCGUUGUCUCAACUUAUUAGUUUUAUUUGACUUAUUAGUUUUCUUAAAGCAGCAGAGUCAACCGUUUGUACGGGAGGUAUGUCUUCGACAACAAACUCUGUGAGAAAACUCUUGAGAAUACUCAGCCGAAAGCCAAGUCGAUGUUAAGAGUUCUUCUGUUUGUGUUGGAGGUCACAGAGCGAGUGCAUCUCUCUCAUGACUGUGGACCAAAACAGGAGCUUCCAUCUGCUGCAGCACUGAUCGCUCACGUCUAAAUGAUGGUUAACACGACACCCCUGUCUUGCAGACGACCAUCAGCUGCCGCAUCGCCGUGGUAAUGAUGCAGUACAGCAUUAUGGCGAACAGCUAUUGGCUGCUGGUGGAGGGCAUCUACCUCCACAACCUCCUGGUCAUCACAGUGUUUACGGAGAGGAACUACUUUAAGAUCUACCUGUGCAUCGGCUGGGGUGAGCUGUCUUUCAGGUGUUUAUUAAGUAAUGUAAAAGGCUGUUACGCUGGUGAACAUUAAGACUGUUUUGCAUUUAGACAACUCUCAUUUCUCUACAGGUGCUCCUUUAAUAUUCCUCGUGCCCUGGGUCGCAGCUAAAUACCUGUAUGAAAACCAAGAGUAAGUUUCUCCAUCUCAUUUCUCUGUUUCUUGUAAUCUAUCGGCUGUGACCAACAUUUGGGAGUGGACAGCCUUUCUUUUAGUCUUAAAACACUUCAGCCUUGAGGAGCUACAGAGCGAGUCUUGUUAAAAAGCGUGUGAGGCGUUUCUUUUAUUUGAUCGUCUCUCACUGCUUUUCUUUUUCAGGUGCUGGGAGCAAAACAUAAACAUGAACUAUUGGUGGAUAAUCCGUUCCCCGAUACUGCUGGCAGUUGUGGUAAUGUCACCUUCCUUCGUCUCACUUUGUUACCGCUCUUGUUGCUUUUCCCAGCUGAGGCCAGAGGCUUUGGGUUAUUUUAUAUUGUCCGAACAUCAAGAUCUUGUGAACGUAAUAUCUGUGGUUGCAGAGAGAGAUUGCUGUAAACUGUAAAGUGACUGUUUGAGGUUUUUUGCAUGACUUUCUUUUGUGCUUCCGCAUUUGUACACAGGCAUCAUAGAAGCUGUUUUAAUAGUUUAUGGCUGCAUUACAGUUUAAUCCACCACUUCAGCCUUUUUUCACUUUUUUCCCCCCAGAAAUUUUUUCCCCGUUCAUUCAUUUUGAAAUAUUAAACUUAACUAAUUUAUUUAUGAAGUAUAAAAGGCUGUCUGUGCUUCCGGCCCAACACGAGGGAAACAUCUCUACAGUCAAAGGUUUCAGACCAAAGAAAUUUGGAUUACUUUUACCCACCCAAACAGCAGAGCUAACUCAUAUCCAUGCUGUGGGUGUGCUCAGCUGGAGUCACUUCUGAGCUUUAUAUAAGUGCAAUUUGUCAUGGCUCUUGUGUCAGGCCACUAACACAGACAUCCCGGCAUUUUCCGUGCAUUAAUCGUACUGCUAAGUGGCCUGUAUCUCACAGGAAUUCCUGUGUUUGAGUCCUAGCAGAGACUGGGCGGCUGGUUCCCAUUUCCAUGUUUCCUUCUUUAUCCUAAUCCCAAGUUCGGGCUCGUCACAGUAGAAAACUAUAGUUAUAAACACUUACUGUGUACAUGUAUCUCUUACUGUUUCUACAGUAAUACAUAAAUGCUUUUCAAAUAUGACAAGACAGCUAAUAAUAAAUGAAUAUCGUGAAAUGGGCCACCUUUGAAAUCUGAUUGGCUAUCUUCAGAGCUAACCCAACGUCCUAUACUAUGAUGGUUUUGUGAAAACAAGCUAACUGUCUCGCCAAAAUACUUAUUGUUACCAUUUUAUGAUGGAAUAAUUCAGAUUUAUUUUUGGCAGAAUUGUGACUGAGGACAAAAAUAUUCUUUUUGAUUUUUUUAAAAGCUUUAGAUUUUAAUUUAUAAAACUGAUAUAUGACCGGUCUGUAUUUUUAUUCUUUAAAGUUGACAUUUUUGACCGAAAUAUUAUGUCCGUAUUGAACUUUGUUGGUAGUACAGUCGGUAUGAUCAGACAGGAAAAGAAGGAUAAAUUACUAUCAUAAUGUGUGUACUAAAUACCCCCCCUUGCCUUGGCCACCCCAGUCUAAAUAGUCUAGGCACACCCCUGCUGUACUUCUAUAAUUUAUUCAUAUUUUACUGAGAUAACAAAGCUUGAUUUCUCAUGAUAACAAGAUAUUUUUCUGGUGAGCAAAAGGCCACCGUGCCGGACCACGCCAUGUUUCUUUUGCCUACACUCUAAUAAGGAAAGAUUAGCCAAUGUCUGUGUUUGUUUUGUGCUUUUUCAACUCUGGGAACACAAACUAUGACCAUCUGAUGAUAAGUCAAUACUGGAGAAAACAAGUGAAAUGAAGAAAUUAUCACUAGAAACAGAGAAACUAAAUUUAUAGAUGUCCAUCUGCUUAGAGCUUCUAUAUUGUUGGUGUUUAUCUUUACAGCUUAUAUUUUGUAUAAGCAAAUUAUUUUGGCUUGACUGACCUUUGUCAACUCCACUGUCUCUGUCUUCCACAGAUUAACUUUCUGAUCUUUAUCCAUAUCAUCAAAAUUCUCGUGUCCAAGCUUCGAGCUCAUCAAAUGAGAUACACAGAUUACAAAUUUAGGUGAGAUCAAACCCUGAAACAGAUUUUCUUUUCACAUUAUUCUUUCUCCUCUCCAUUUACUCAGCGUUGUCUCUCUCUUUGCCUCCUAUCUUGUGAUCGUAGGUUGGCUAAGUCGACUCUGACCCUGAUCCCUCUGCUGGGUAUCCAUCAGGUGGUCUUCAUCUUCGUCACAGACGAGUCCACCAAGGCGACCAUCGGUCUGCGUCUCACCAAACUCUUCAUCGACCUCUUCUUCUCCUCUUUCCAGGUUGGACUUUGUGAAAAGGUCUUGAAGAAUUAAUGAACGUGUCAGGAAGAUUUACAUUAACGUUACAAAGCUGUUUGUGCUGCUAAUCUGCUGUUUCACACUGUGACAACGAUGGUGACCUUUUAGCUACUGGAACAUGGAUAGCGUGUGUUUUGAUUACUACUAAACAACAGGGGACUCGCUUGAUGAAGAGAGUAAGGGACGGAGGAGGAAAUCAUUAGACCCCCAGAGAGAGAGAGAGAGAGAGAGAGAGAACAGUCAUGCAGACAUAAAAGUAUCAUGUAUAGAAUAAUAUACGGAAGAAACUUAGGCCCGGACUACACGUAUAUAGAUAUUUAUUUAUCAGGAUAUUUUUGUACUCCCGUCUAAAUGAAUGUAUCUGUCCGCACGUGUUAGUUCUCAAAAAUAUCUGUGUCCACAUGUAGCCGUCAAACUCAACCCUAUCUGGUGCCGCUUAAAAAAAAUUCAGGAACAAAGCUACCUGAUUGGCCGAUGAAUGAAGCUGUACAUGAUGCCUGUUUACUUAAAACAGAAACGCUGCCAUGCACAGGAUGCGUCUUUCUGUUGCUAUGGCGAUAAAUGUUUCCAUUUUCCGAUGGAGUGGGAAGGGCGUCCUUUACCCGCAUGUCUUGUUUAUACCCUCCGAUUUCAUUUGAGGUGCACUCCACAGCUGCAAGUGAAACUUCAUUACAAGUGACACUCGGUAUCGAAUGGCAAGUGUGCAGGGGUCGGUUUGGGAUUGGUCCAUAGUCUGAGUUAAGAGCUGAUUCAUUGCUGGUUUCCUCUGCAGGGUCUCUUGGUGGCCAUCUUGUACUGCUUUGUCAACAAAGAAGUGAGUCUCCAUGUUUACACCACAAACACUCAUUUUUCAGCCUCUGCCUUCCCCCCUGUCAUCAUACUCGUAACAUCUACCUUUUCCCCUCAGGUGCAGUCUGAGAUCCUGAAGACGUGGAAGCGCUGGAAGCUGGGGAGGAACAUCGAAGAGGAAUACCGCCACACCUACAGCAAUACCCCCAACACAAAGACAGGAAGCCUGCUGAACCACGUCUCUCGGCUGCCUCAUCUCCCAGACAUUGCCAAGAACACUACGCCGGUCUGCAGCCCGGAGGAGACGCUCAUGCUCGUGGCUGGAUGCCACAACGGUAUGAUAGACAGCAAAGGGGAGGGCAAGUGUGGGAGUGAGGGGACCAUCAGUAACAGCACUCUAACGGAGGAGAUCGGCCUCACAGACAAGGUGCAGAACUAUGAGGCUCCAAAAGACAAGGAGAGCGAUCUGUGAAAUGUGCUGGGAAUUACAACUUGACGAAAGAAGUCGGAGGGCCCUGAGCUCUCGUCUGGCUCUGUGUGGCUGUGAGGAGAUGGGCUGAUAGAGUCAUCUGUCAGAGCGGCCUUUGCCUCAGAUCAGUGCCACUGGGAGACACUCAGCCCCCUUCCACAGCCUGAACAUGGAGAGAGAUGUGGCAGACACCCACGCUGAGGUGUCUAAUGUGCUGUGAGCCUUGUGAAUGGAUAUCUGUAGAUGUUUGUCAGACGGUGAAAAAGAGCCUGCUGCACACUGGGCAGUGCAACAGCAGCAACUUGAGGCAGAGAGGAUGUGUACAAUACUAAGAAAACCUUCAACCUCAAAAAGCAACAGAAACAAAAAAAAGACACAGGGUCCUUGCUUGAGCCUCUACUUUAAUUUGUGUCGUGUAUCGAAUCUGUGUUUUGUGGUACUGGAGGUUCAAAGCAGAUUGGACAUUAAACUUCAUACAAAAGCAAGUAAAACAAAAAACACACAAGGGGACAGAGGAUUUUUUUUGCUGCCGUGCUCUGAUAUCUGUCCAUUUUUGUCAGAUUUUUUUUGAAAAUGUGCAGAAAACAAAGAAAUAUCUGUUACUUUAUACAGUAAGGUGACCACAGUGUUGUUCAGGGUUUAAUGGUAACCGGCAGCUGCUCACAUUCAGACAUUUCUGGCUUACAAACAGCCUUUAAAAAAGGUCAACAGAUGGUUUAGGAUGAAUUAUGAUUAGACGAAAAUGAUCAGCACUUGACUCACUCGCAGGGGGUCUUUAAAAAUAUAGAUAUAUCAUCUUUAGAUGUGUCUAAACCUUGGGUACUGCUUUUGGCUAAGGUUUAAUGUGCCAAGUUGGUAUUCAAGGGAUGAGAUGCAUUUAAAUGUGUGCCAUUAAAUGUGUUUCUCCAUCAUCCGCCAUUGAAAUGCUGUCUGACUCAGAGGCCUGGGCAUAAUUUAUGAACCUCCAGACAGCAGCAGCCUCAUCCAGUAGAGCUGAAAGGGGGAACCUUGCACUGAUAUCGAGAAUAAAAAUACAUGUAGAAGGCAAACAUUCAUAAUGUAUGAAGCCAACCCUGUGACUUGAAAAUAACAUCUGCAGAAUAAAGGUGUUGCAGAGAUGUUAACUACAGGUAGUCGUGCAGACGGACAGACAGAUUUAUUGAGCUUGAUGCAAAAGUUCUGCAGAGUUUAUAAAACAUGGAUGAGACAACAGCUCCCCCAAAGUGAAGCCAAAACUUUUAGAGCUCCCCCUGGUGACUUGCAGCAUUUAAGGUCACGAUCUUUUCUCUUGUAUUGUAGUAGAUGGAAAAUUAGUCAAACUGUUAAAUUUGAAUAUCAGUAUUUCUUCUUUUUAAAUCGUAGUAGUUAGUGGAUCAGAUAGUUCGGGUCAAAGUGAAUAUAUUUACAUAAAGAUAUAUAUUUGUGAGACUAGAGUUAUAAUAUUACAAUAGAUAAGUUGUAAUUUGUAAAAAGUUGUAGGGGAUCAAAGCCAAAAAUUUACAAGAAAAGAGUCAUAAAUAUAUGAGAAAAAAGUUCUUAUGUCAUGAUAAUAAAGUUGUAUUUAUACCAGAAAAAAGGUUUUAAUAGAAUAGGUGUAUUUUGACAGGAAUAAAGCUAAAACUUCACAGGAAUAAGAAUAAACAUAAGAAAAAAACUUGUAAGGGAAAAGUUUUACAUUUAUGAGAUGACAGUGUUAAAAUUUACAAAAGAAGAGUUUUAAAUUAAAAAGUUGUAAAUUUACAAGAAAAGAGUCAUAAAUGUAUGAGAAAAAAGUUGUAAUAUUAAGAUAAUGAAGUCGUAUUGAUACCAGAAAAAAAUGGUUUUAAGAGAAAAAGUUGUAUUUUGAUGGGAAUGAAACUUAAACGUCACAGAAAUAAGAAUAAACAUGUAUAAGGAAAAAAAACUUGUAAGGGAAAAGUUUUACAUUUAUGAGAUUACAGUGGUUAAAUUGACAAAAGAAGAGUUGUAAAUUAAAAGGUAAAAAGUUGUAAAUUUACAAGAAGAAGUUGUAAAAUGUUGACAUUGAUGUUGUAAUUUUUAUGAGAAUGAAGAUGAAGUUUUGUGAGAAAAAGGCGGUCAUUUCAGGCUAUGGUUAUCCCUUAUAAUGCCAUAUAACACAGGGUGACAUCAACUGUCGGCACUCAAAUUGAGCACACUGAUCAUCAUACAAAGUUAUGUAUACUGUAGAUCUAUAAAUAAACAGAGAAGUGUCUCCUCCAAAUAAAUCCAAGUAUCGAUUUUGCUGUAAUCUGAUCUGAGAGGUAUUUGCUCUUUUACCUGGAAGUUCAAUAUGAGGAUAGUUGAAAAGGUGUGACGUCAAACCUGCAGCUCCACCAACCAGAUCAUUUCUACGCCUGUGUAAUGGCUGUGUUUUGGCUUCACUUUUUUCAGGGGGGGAUGAGUCACAUCAUCCAUACUAGUAUGAAGUCAGUGAUCAUCUAUGUGAGGCUUCUUGCCAUACAUCAUGAAAGUGUUUAUCUAAUGCGUGAUCUCUGGAGCCUUUCCUGAUGACUACUCCUUACUCUGCAGACAUUUAGCCUCAUUCUGUUUCUGCAAGGGCGUGUAGUGCAGACACCGAGAACAAAACUCUGGACCAUAAAAGUAGAACAAAACCCUUAAAGCUAAAUCAAUGGCGGUACGUUUGCUUCUGAGCAUGCAUCCAUAAAAAAAAGUGAAAGCCUCCUACUGGUAAAUCAUCUUGAGUGUGUUUAUAUGACUAUUUGCACAAUGUUAAUUUAUAAUUGGUAGAUACUGUGUCUUUGUAUAUAUUUGUUAAUAUAGGUGAAUUAUUUGAUUGCUUUCUAUAUAUUUCAUGGCAUGUAUGUACAAGUGUAUUUUCAGGUGGGGAUGAAUGUUUGUGUUUUCAGUAUUCUAGAAAUGUGGAUGUGUUACAGUGGGGGUGAAUUGAUGGCUGGGCUGAUAUUAAACAGUGUAUCCGGCUUCACAUGGAGCGCAGAGGUCAGAUGUCUUUAUGAGUUAGUCCCACUCUUGCAUAUACAGUAUUGCACCACAGGACAUUCUUAGAAAUCAUGCCUAUGUAUGGCAUGAGGAAGACGCAGCUCUGUGGUUAAUAAUGGGAGCUACUCUGUGUGUCAUUCUGUAAUGCAGCGUUAAAUGAGAGUGCGACAGCCACAUGUUUUCCACUCACAUAAUAGCUCUGGGCAUUUACACUGCAGCCAGGUGCUGGUAUUGAGCCUGUGUAAAAUAUUUCCAUCAUCGUCUGCUGAGGAUCGUAAUAGAGGAGGAAGAUACCAAUGCUCAGAGGAAACACACACACAUACACACACACAAUGCAGCUGCUGAUGUACAGAGGUGAAACAGUGACAAAGGCAUGGUGUUUAAUAUUAUUCAUUAGAGUAUGUAGUUGAAGUUUUUGGCUAAAUUCAUUUUGAAAUAAUACUUUUCUAAAGUGGUGAUCAUAGCCAUGUAUGUUUUAAAGCCAGCAGCUUGGGUCAAAUCCCUCCUCUGGACCAAAGUGGUUCUGUCUGAAUGUAUUCUCUAAGAGGCCCAAAGCAGUCUAUUCCUUUUCUGUUUUUAAGUGGUCGUGUACAGAAUAUUUGCUGUAAAAACUGACUGUGUCCAGGUGUAUACACUUUAUCAUAUGUUGUGUCUGCAUAACAAACUUUGUCAAAAUGGUGGAAGAAUAAAUUUAAACAUGAGUUUAAACCGGA